AUGUACAGUCUAUGGUCAGGAGCUAGUCAACGUCACCACUUUAUGACUAUCAAACAUCAUUACCCAUAAUUCUUAGCCGCAGGUAACGCUUUGAGAGAGAUGUGGGCUACAUGUCAGCGUUUCUCACGAGUUUUCCUCUGACUUUUCACUCUGAAAAAUCUGUAUUUAAUUCUUUCAGAUUUCCUUAAAAAAAAAAAAAUUCCGACUGGCAACAGACGCUCCUUUGACCUUACGUCAGCUCACAGGAAGUAAACAAAGCUGACCAAACAGCUGACAUCAACACGCUCACGAGACCGCCUACUGAGUGCCGUGACAGCUCGUGCAGGUGAUAAAUGUAUUUCUUGUAAUUGAAAAAAUAAUUCUGGAAAUGAAUCUGCUUUUUAUGCUAUGGUUAUGCUCUACCUCUGCGGCUGGGUGAUCCAUCAUAUUUUAACAGCUAGCUAAACUGUUGAUGUAUGUCAGACUUAGCCUAAUGCUAAUGUUACACACUUAACAAUUUCAACAUAAAUGCUUAUUUACAAAGUAUAACACACAAAGAGCACCUUGAACGAAUCACCGUAAUGAUAAUAUUGUUUCGGCUUCAUGUUGUACCUGUAAAAAACAUUUGGCAGUGAGUACUGGAGCAGUAUCCUCCUCUUGGUGUUACUUUAAAGGUGGAGGAUGUAGGAAAACUGCUGGAGUCGAUCAAUCAUAAAGUUGAUAUUAAGCCGUAAUAUAAUGUGCGAGGUCGGAUAUUGUGAUCCCGAAUUUUCUGCUCUUGUAUGUAAUGAAAUAAUUCAAAUCUUUUUACCACAUGUGUUGUCCGUAGGAGUGGCAUCCCAAGAUAAACAGUGAUAUGUCAGAUUUCUAAAUGGGGUUUGGUUGGGCGUUUCCGCAUCCUGAAGCGAUAACGGCAUACAAGGGCUGACGUCUGUCAAAAGCGCUGCCUUGUACCCAGUAGCCAUCAGAUCUGAUAAAAACAGAUUUAUAAAUGCUAAAUUGGGUGGUAGUUAGUAGUGCAUUGCCGACUAACGUCAGAUAGUACUUGUUUUUAAAUAUGUGGUUGAAAAAUGAUAAAUUAGGUCAAUUUAGAUGAAUUUCCUUAUGAUUUAUAAUAUGCCGCGCUUACUUCCAUAUUUAUUUACACUUUCCUCUGACUAUACAAGUAUCCAAUCCUGAUAGUAUUCUCGUUUGCUUUUGUUUUAAAAGGUGUGAUGUUAAUCUGGUAUCCAUGAUCUCUACAUCGGAUCCUGACGGUGUCCAGCCGCAGACCAAGCCCCCCAGUGCCAUGUCUGAGGUGCUGGGACAGAGGAGCUUGUUAGGCGUUGGGGUGUUGUUGGCAUGGCUGGUGCUUUUUCACCUACUGGUCAAUAUCUGGCUGCUGUGCGUGUUUACCAGCCUGUUGGUGGUGCUAGGCGGCUGGUUGGGCUCGCAAGCAGUCCUGGAGUCAGACAGUGUGAUUCACCUGGAAAGGUUCAUCAAAUUUGAACAGGUAAAUUUACACUGCAGCUGUUAAUACUGCUUAUCAUCUUCACUUUUUAAGAUAACACAAAGCUCAAACUAAUUUUGUUAUUGUUAAAUUAUAGGUUCGGCCUUCUGUGGAGGAUGAACGUGAUUUGGACCAGGAGAUCCACAAUACAGUGAGAAAAAUCAUCAGGGACUUCGUGACCUCCUGGUACUCCACUGUGUCGUCAGAGAGCCGGUUUGAAAUGGAGAUUCAGGAUGCCAUGAUCUCUAUGGCCAUGGAGCUGAAAAUGCGCGCAAGGCAGGUGGACAGGAUGGUAUGUAGACCUUAAAGACACCAGUGUUUGGAUGGUUGUUGUUACUUGGUAUGCCUGUACUUUGAUCAGACAAAGUACAGCAUUUAGCUAGGUAGAGUGGAAAGGAAAAACUUGUAACCGUAACCUCGAGCAGAACCAGAUUCAUGACUUGAUACAGGGAUUUGAGAGGGGAGAUAUGGAAAGGGGAUGGACAGAGAUGGCUGGUGACAUUGCCAAAAAUAAUACAAUAAGUAUGUUUACCGGUUACAGUCACAGCAUGUUAUUUAUAAUAGACUAAUUUUAGUUUAAUUUAUAGCAAUUGAAGUCAACAGGUCUAGAUCAAAGAUUUUGACCUAUCCCUAUUCAGUACAGAACAGCUAAUUUAAACUAAAUCUCUAAGAAAAACAAGAAAUUUGCACAAAUAAACUCAGAAUGAAGUAACUGCUAUGACAGAAACCAUGACUGAGAAUCCCUUUUUUGCGUGUAAUAUGAUUUUCAAGUUUGACCAUGUCCCAUCUGUUUUAGUGUUUUAAGGAUCAUUAUCAGGGUUGCUUGAGACAGGGCUGAGACAGACAAUCUUCAAGUGGAUAUUUUCUAAACCCCGCAGGAGCUGACCCAGAGGAUCCUGGAUCUGUUCGGCUGCCACCUUCAGGACUACAUCCGAGCCAAGGAGCUGGUGUCCGAGCAGCAGAAGCCUCUGACAUCAAAGUGGAGCCACGAGAGUGAGCUGUGGAAAGCUUACUGCAAGGUCACCAUGCCUCACCUCGCUAUGACCAGCGAAACAGUGGAAGUAAACCACGCCAGAGCAGUUGUAGACUUGUUGCUGCAUGUUUUGGUGCCUCCACCGCAUUUGGAGACCCGCACUGGGCGCUUCGUUGUUGGAGAGCUCAUCACCUGUAAUGUUAUUCUCCCUCUGAUUGCCAAGCUGUCAGACCCCGACUGGUUAAACUUUCUGAUAAUUGAAAUAUUCAGCAGGUCCAGCAAACCACAGGAGCCAAUAAAAACAGAGCUGCAGACCCCAUCCCCGCCAAAACAACUACUGCCACCUGCUGAAUCAGAGCUCUUUCCACAAGCAGAGGCACCUCAAAAGAUCAAUGAACUCACUCCAGUCAGAGCCACGACGGAAAUAUUUAACCACACAGGUACAGCCUCGUCUGAACUUGGGUACGAUGUGGUUGACUCAGAGGAGGUUGAAUGUGCACAGAGCAUCGCCGACGAAGAGGAACCUUCUCAAACUUUUUUGAGGCAUUACAUGAGAGGAAGCAAAUCAAACCCAUUUUACCAGGAGAACGACUCUGAUCUGGACUCUCCCUCGGUGGACUACAAACAAAGCUCCAUAGAUUCUCUGGUUAUGGUAGGCCAAGAGGAGGGUCUGUAUCACAUACACAAAGACUCCGUCUCAUCAGCUGAGAACAGUGUGGACCAAGAGGAUGUCUGUCUAAGCCCGGUGGAUUCCUCCUGCCCUAAAGUCCUGGUGAAUUCACAGCCGGUAGAGCAUCCGAACAGCUGCAGCCCCUCACCUGUUCGAGCAAGAGACGGGACCGCAAGCAACAACAGCAGCCAAGAUCUAGAGAGGGAGGCUCCUUCAGUCAGUCCAGCCAGAGAUCUCCUCCUGAGUGUGGAACAGGGGGGGUUAGGGAACUCCACGGAGCUGACUGAAGUGAGUCCGCUGCAGGCCUCAUCCCCUAUGCCUGCGUUCAGUUUUGAGCCCCUCAGUAGCCCAGAUGGACCAGUCAUCAUCCAGAACCUCCGCAUCACCGGGACCAUCACUGCGAAGGAGCACCGUGGCACUGGCUCACAUCCUUACACCCUUUACACCAUCAAAGUAAGAGGAUGAAACAACCUGUAUCUGUUUCUUCUGCUUAAGUUUAUGAUUUGUUCAUUCAAUUAUUUAGUAUUUAGCAUUUACUGCCAUACACAUCAGCAAUAUCAUUUUGCAGUUCAUCCAUUCUGUAGUGAGCGCAUCUGUUUGCACUUAGCUCUAUAACAGACUAAAAUCUCCAACCUAUUUCAUAAAUCCAAUACAAACUUAAUUGCAACAAUAAAGGAUACAGCGUUAUGUUUUAUAUGCCAACUUUAUGGGGAAAAUCACAACACCACAGUAUGUUUCAAAGUGCUAGAACUGUGACUGUGGUCCUGUAGGUCCAUGUGAAAGGAUUUUUUGUGCAUCACUGAAGUGGACAAAGUUUAUCUUGAACUCGGUAUUGUCAGUCUCUCUGAAUGUCUUUUCUUGUUUUCUUGGUGAAAUGAUCCUUUUUAAUAAUCAGGGUCCAGUUUAACACAAGUUAUCGUACCAGAUUAAAGCCGUUGGAUUGGGGUAAGUGUAGAGAUUGUUUGGUAUUUCAUUUAUAGCACCAGUAAUCCAGAUUUAGUUAGUGUAGCUUUUCCUAGCAAAACAGCGCUGGAGAGCUGGAAUUCCUGAUCCUGGAUAGAACAAGUGGAUUUCUGUUUUUGGAUCCCUCUUAGCCAGAGUAAAUUUAGCAUGAAAUGUAGUGAGAAAUUAACAACAUUUAUGUGUAAUCCUGUGUGUAGUACUAUUAUGUAACCAAACAAAGGUAAGGAAGUUGAACCAGCUUUGUGUCUACUUUUGUCCCCUCUGUGUCUUUUUUGGAUAUUGGCUUCUUAAACAAGCUUUUUGUCACUUUUAAGCAUUUUCUCAGUAAAUCAAAAGUACAAAGAUGUGGAUUUGUGUAAAAAAAAAGUUAGUGUAGAACCUUGAAUGAAAUUAAACAAAGAAACUAGCACAGAUUUUAACUGCUUGGCAGAAAAAUAUGGAUGUUUUUCAUUUAGUUAGACAUCUAAAAAAGGCACUAGGGAGAAUGGGACAACAUUUACUUUCAGAGCAUCAGAAACUGUCUUUUUGGUCCCUCGAUGCUUGCAGAAUGUUGUUGUAUAGUUUUGUGUAGUAUAACAAUGUUUUGCCUGCAUCAAAUUUACAGUGAGCAUGUUUUAAAACAGUGGAAAUUUCAGCUUCAGCGGUUAAUAUGUUGCCUUUGCCUUUUUUAAAAUUAGAUACUGGGUUUGAAUUAUUUGCAAACCAUCAAAUUCCAUUUUUUUUAUCAACAUUUAAGUCAGUGUCUCAUCAUUUCUUUAAACUAGAGGUUGUAGAAUCAGGCCAAAAGACUUUGACUGGCUUUGUAUAUUUAUGACUGUCAUCUGAAAAUCCUGUCAAGCUCUAAGCUACAUCCUGUUGUUUUCAGUAUGAGACAGUGGUGAGUUUCGAGCACCCAGGAGGCCUCCAGUCUAGUCUUGAAGAGGGAGAUGUUGUACCGUCAGUGUGUGAGAACCCGUCAGCCGUUCAGCCGGUCGCUUAUCACAUGGUCAACAGACGAUACAGCGAGUUCCUCAACCUACAGACACGACUGGAAGAAAAAACAGACCUUCGGAAACUCAUUAAAGGUUUGAAGAAUUAUCAGUUUACAGAUUAUUUGAGUCGUCAUUUGUAAUCCAGAGUUGGUAUUUGAAGCACCAGUGUGCCCAGUGGCAUAGUUCGCUUUAGUCUCGUUUGGAAAAAUCAAUGCAUGGCCCACAAACAGACUUGGAUUUGUAGUUGAAUUCUUGGCUAUUGAUUAAAGAUCCAGUUUGAUUGCUGUUUGGUACCGGAGCCAAAAGUCAGGCUUUAUUGUAAUCUGAUUUAUGUUGUGCCUUAGGUGUAAAAGGUCCAAAGAAAAUAUUUCCAGACAUGCCAUUUGGAAACAUGGACAGUGACAAGAUAGAGGCCAGGAAAGGACUCCUGGAGACUUUUCUCAAGGUAAGAGAAUCCAUAUUGAUUUCACUGCUUUUAAACUUUAGAUUAUAUUUUAUUUAGCUUUUUUAUCCCUGAGGUUGUGAAUAAGAAACUUGUUCUCUAUUUUAGCAACUUUGUGCUAUCUGUGAAAUCGCAAACAGCGAGGAGAUGCAGGAGUUUCUGGCUCUUAACACGGAUGCAAGGAUCGCCUUUGUGAAGAAACCUCUUAUUGUGUCUCGCAUAGACAAGGUUUGAUACCGAAUAUUUCAGAGUGCAAAAAAAUAGCAAACAUACUUGCAUGUGUUUUUGUAAAAACCCUAAACAUAAAAAAAACAGCAUGUUAGUUUUGCGAUGUGAUGCAGUGAUUGUGUGUGUAGAUCGUGAUGAACGCCAUUGUGGACACCCUGAAGACGGCGUUCCCUCGUUCAGAGCCUCAGAGCCCCACUGAGGACAAUGAGGGGGAUGUUGAUGGAUUAAAAAUCGGCGGUGACAAGAAGAGCAAGUAAGACGCAGGAAUUUUACACUAAUAUUUAUCCAAACUUUGUAUGAUGGAAACACAAUCCCCCAUACUGAGAAUCAGAGGACUAUCUCUGGUGAGUUGUCCCUGUUUGACCUCCAGUGUGAGUCCAGCUGUCAGAGCCAGCUUAAGUCCUCUGUAGCUGUUUGCCAGGUUGGUUGUGUGUUUUCACAAACAAUACUGGCAGGCAAACAAACCUCAAGGAACAUUUAGUUGCUGCUCAGAAAUGUUCAGAUAAUUUCGCAUGAUCUUCGUUGGCAGAUGAAGUUUGGAAUGUUGUUUCAGUUUUGUUCCAAGUUUCCAUUUUACUGAAAGUUUUGAAGACCACUUCCCCAUGUUGGUAAAAUGUUGUGGUUAAAGGUUAGAAGAGGCAGCAUUGUUUUGAAGGGAGGUUAUACAUAAGAGGUUUCCUGUAAAAACACUGAAUUUAAGGUGGUUUGUCCUGCUUCUGAGAAAGGGUAAUGUGUCUGAUACAAAAGUCUCUGGCUUGCAGUGAGUUGCACAGAUUUUUUUCACCUUUUGUGUCAACCAGCUCCCUUUCACUGUUGUUACAAGGUCAAAUGAGACCCAUGACACCUUGGUAAGGCUCGAUAAGUUAACUCCAGUUGUUUCCUGUCAGGUUAGGAUGUAUGCUCUACCUCCCCCUGAUUCCCAUUUGCAUGAGGAGAGAUAAGAAAGGGGACAUACUUUCUCUAACUUUUGUUUUGGCUCCCUACUCAUUGUUUGUUCUCAUCUUGACUUGCUGGUAUUUCAUUGUCUGAUGUCUCUUGAAGUGUCCUCUGCAAAUACCGUCCACACACUACCUAUUCUCUCAGUAAUCAUGACCAAAAGAGUGAAUUUUUAAUGAACUGCUUUUGUGAUUGAACUUUUUGGAUGAUUUCAGAUCUCGCAUGAAGUUCUCCAGUAAGAACAUCCCCCUCAUGAACGGUUCAGACAUUAAACCAUCUGUUUUGUUCGGUUUGGAGAAAAUCAGCAAAGUAAGUAGCUGAAAUAGUUAAUAUUUUUACUUUUUUUACCAUUUCUAUAGAUUUUUAAGUUUGUUCGCUAUUGCCAUCCUCUUUUCUGUGCACGCACAGGUGUUCAACAGAAUGACUUUAGGAGAUUUGCAAGCCUUUAUCCUUGAGCAAGAAAAAUCAGACUCGGGAGACCAUCAAGGGAGGGAGGACAGUCCAAUGAUUAAAGAAUUUAGAGGCCAUUUGGACUUCAGCUUGAGAAAGAAAAACAUCCGGGACUCUGGUAAGUGCAGGAUGAGGUGAGGGCUCUCUACUCUAACUCAUGUUGGUCAAGUUAUCUAGUAUGUGUGUCAUCUACAAGUGAGAGAAGAAGAAAUGUAGAGACUUGUGGCGUGUUCAUCUGAAACAGUUUCCAAACAAACAACAUGUAGAGUUGCAGAGUUUCGCAGCUCAAGGAAGAAAAUUUAGGAUCACUUCUUCAUGGAAAUGCAUUCAGACCAAGACGCUGAGGCAGAAGAACUACCGCGUCUGCAGUGCCAAAUGAUUGUUAUGAUGACUGUAACUUCAAAGAAAUGAUCCGCUGCACUCGGUGACUGUCUCGUCAGGGCUCCCCCACAAACAAGCGGCUGCUGGAGGAGAGUGGGUGAGUUGUGUUUAGUCUCUUUGCUAAAGAAACCAGGCAAAGCUAAAAAGAUGUUUGGUGGCUAGUACUAAGGCUGGGACUCUAUACUGUUAAUGAAGUUAGGUGCUGUUCUGAGCAUUAUUUGUGGUUAUAGAGUGACUUUUUGGUUGAGGUUUGAACGUGGAGACAUAGACCGCUGUGUAUUGCUAUCAUGCAGUCGUUACUAAAGUUGGUAUAACUAGAGAAGCAAACAGUCGUCAACAUUCAUCUUUCGAGGGGGUGUUACAGUGUGUUUGACCCUAACUUAAUUUUAUGCUGGAAUAUCCCUUUAACCGCCUUGUUUUGUACAGUUAUUUGUUGGUCAGCCAGUUCAUAUGGAGUAAUUGCUGAUGGCUUUGUUGAGGAGAUAUUAUACUAGAAGAAAUCAAAAAGAAGACUGGGUUUUUUAAAAUAUAAUCCCAUCUCCUGUUUUCUCAGCGAAGAUUCAGGGAGUCUGCUCCAUGUUGCUUAUUUUUCUGAUGAAUGAACUGCUUGGGUCAGUGAUCACAGCACAAAGAAUCUCCCUCUGUUGGAAACAUGAAGAUAAACUCACUCAGUGACCGGCUAAUAGUUGAGUUAGCAUCUCAGGCUUUGGUAACUCUGUGUAUGCAAACUGCUCGCUCCUCUUUAGAUCCACUCUGUCUCCAAAUAUUGACACUCAUGACUCCAAAACAGUCAUGUGAUGUAUCUAGUGGAGAUGUGGACUCGACAGAUACAGUGCACUGCAAAGAUGAUAAACUCAGAUACAGAGUCUCCCUCUGGUCCUCCUUAGCUUUUUCCUCCUCCUCCUCCUCAUGGCCCAUCACCUCUCACACCCUCUCUUCCUCUCAGAUUGUCUCCAUCAGUCUUUCAUAUCAGCUCUCACCUCACUUGUGCACUCUGGAGUAUUGUAUAUUGGGGUCAUCACGUCAUUAACUUGGUUCUGCAGCAGAAAGGAAAAUCUAGAAGAACUUGAUCACAUUAUAAUUGGACCAGUCUUGACCUGGGAUAAUACCCUCUCUGCCUCUCACCAUUACUUGUGCACUCAUCAUGCCUGCGUGUCUGACUCACCCCAGCUCGUCUGCUUUCGUUUUCCUUUUUCUUUGAGCAGCUCAUGUUGUGUCUUCCCUCUUUCCUAUCGACUUCAAUCUACUGCUUUCCAUUCAGUCUCCCUGAUUACAGCAAGGCUAUCUGAUUGAAAACAGCCUGCUUUAUACUCCAGUCACUCAUCAGAUUCAUCAGAACAGAUUCAUAUUUUGGCACUUGUCUGUAGCUAAAGGGACAAAACCCCAUGAGUUUGACCUGUUGUGACAGUCUUUUUAUAUUCCCUUAGAGGAACUGAAAGCUUUCAUCAAAGCCCAUUCUCUGACAUGGAAUAAUGUGCUUUGGUGAUGAUAUUAGUGGACCUGAAUGUAAUGGACGAGGUAUUGGCUUUGUUUUAUAGCGAACUCAGCAGGAAAUAAAAAUGGGGAGUCAUGCUUUUUCACGCCAAGCCAAUAUUGUUUUUUUUUUUUUACUUGUUUACUGCAGAACAGCAGCAGUGGUUGCAACAUAAUCCUUGAAGACAUUUGCACAGGAUCCAUGUCCGUCCACACUUCAUACCUCUUCCCCAUAGAAAGACCCAGAUUUUUAUUUCAAGUAUCGGACUACAACUCUUUAUUUCUGUGUCACUUGAGUGUUUCUAAGUGCUUGCUUAAACUCUUACACAGCACAUUAUGAACUAUCUAAUUAAUCAAAUUCGUGUUAGGAUAUCAACUCCUCUUUUCUUUAAAGGAAUUCCGACGUAAAAUAAAGUCAGGGUUAAACACACCGUAACACUGAGUUAGACACCCUCUUGAGAGAUAAAUGUUGCUUGCUGCUCUAGUUUUACCAACUUUAGUAAUGAUCGCACGAUAGCAAUACACAGCGGUCUACCACUCCACGUUCAAACCUCAACCAAAAAGCCACUAUAGCCACACAUAAUGCUCAGAGCAGCACCUAACUUCAUCAACAGUACAUAUAGGGUCCCAGCCAUAGUACUAGCCACCAAACAUCUUUUUAGCUUUGCCUGAUUUCUUUAGGAAAAAGACUAAACACAACUCACCCACUCUCUUCCAGCAGCCGCUUGUUUGUGGGGGAACCGUGACUAGUAGAUCCCCAAGUGAUGGUCACUUAAUUUUACGCUGGAUUAUCCCUUUAAGGUGAAAGUACCACUUAUGUAGAUAAAUGUUGUUGCUUUUGAAAUAAAGUUCUAACAUCUGUUUUGUUGGUUAAAAAAACUCAGUGCUCUUACAUGAAAAAGUUUAUUUUGUAUAAAUCCUUUCCUUGUUUUGUUUUCAGACUCUUAGUUGUAGUUUAAAAAUGUUCACGGAUAUACUUGGAUUUAGCUCAUUUACCCUGAAGGAUUACAUUCUAACCUUUAAAUCCAUUUUUUUGGCUCUGACCUCUGGUCAAAUUACUUUAAUAGUUCUAAAAAUUAUGAACUUAUUCCUCAUUUACUUCAUAAGCUUUAAUCCUGUUGGCUAUCAUCCAAUAACUUUACACCCUCUUGUAGUUUAGGUUGACAUUCUGAGACUUCAGAUGUAGAGAAGUUGGUGAUAAUUUAUGAGAGUGUGAACAUCUCAGAGCGUUGCACAGGAUGUAAAAAUGAUGCUGCACUAAAAAUAUGUUGGUUUGCACUCACACAUGCAGCUCCCCCUUGAAAAAUUCAGAAAACUUUAAGAAAUUUGGUGCAUGUGUACAUGCAUUGUUAGCUGUACUUACAAGCAAUAUUUGCCCAUAUAAUAAAGCUCAGCAGAGGACAAGCUUGCUCCAUACUUAGUGCUUUCUCAUACACAGCCAACACCCUCUGAAAGGCUACUGGAUAAGGCAAACAAGAUCACAACACUUCCAAGACAAAAACAUGUCCCACAUUUUUGAAUUUUUCAUUCUUAUCUGUUUUUUGCUGCUGUAUCGUCAGUCCUUGUAAUUAGGGAUGGUGAUCCCUAAUUACAAGUGAUUACUGGUUUUUAGGAGCUUGCAGUCUAGCUCAAAGAUGCAUAUUGCAGAUUUUUAUUGUUUUAUGGGGCAGUUUUGUCUUCAUCGAUAGGUUGAUUAAAGACAGACAAGAAAUGUGGGGAGUAGAUACUGAGGAAGAUUGAAGUCUCUCUAAACGUCAUUCUUUCUUUUAAUGUUGGUCAUAUUCAUCCUUAUAGGGAAUCCCAUGUCUUGUGUGCGCCUAUCUGCCCUAAUUUGUCCUGUUAUCUGCCCUAUUGCAUAACGCACCCACUCUGCUCCAUCCUCCUCCAUCACAGGAAAAAAUGGAUGAUCACGUCAACGUUAUGUGGAAACUAUCUCAGAUUUUUAGACAUCAGAAUGAGACAUUCCCGGUUUAAUUGAAUCCAAACUGCAUUCUUCCUUGUUAGGCGUCUGGUCAUUGUCGUUCUGAAGGACUCCAGACAGUCAGGGUGAAUGAGGGGUGAAUGGAGCGCCUUUUUCUGACCAGAUGAAAAAUGUUCCAGGUUCACAGCAUAGGGAAAGGUUAUGAUGUAUAGCGUAUGGGUGGUUAUGCAAAUCAGUGCUAUGAAGUAGAGGCUUGUCUCAAAUGUGCCAGUUGAGACUGUACAGUUAAGGUACAGAGUUACAGCGCAGACCAAAACACGUGACAAUUCUCUGAACAUAUGACAAACAUACUGUCAUCAAAUCACAGCAAAAAGCUUUUAAAUGGGUGAAUUAAUUGAUUUAUAACCAAAAAGGCAGACUGUUAUAGUAAAAUAACAGUAUGCCUUUGAUCAGUAUUGACAUAUUAUUUGAAAAAAAAAUUGCAGUCAUAAACUCAGAAUCGUCAGCAUUAAAGGGAGUUUCAAUAAAAUGUCAUCAGACUUCAAUACAUUUUUUUAUCGUGAUAAAAAGCAAUCUGCAUGUAUCAUUUCUUGUCCUGUGAAAACAACAAGUGAGGCUUAAUUCAACAAAAAAGAGCUUUAGUCUGAACAGGCUUCUCGUCCUAGCUUCAAUGUCUUUAUUCUUUUACUUACUAAUGGCAUCCUUCUUAAUCUUCAUUGCUGUCUCUUCUCCUUCCAUUAAAAUGUGGGAGUAAGGGGGAGGCAGAGCGCACAGCCUAACCUGGUGAGAAUGAGAUCUCGCCCUGACAGGCUCCUCAUUCUGACUCUGUCUUCCCUUUGCCCUUUUAUAACAUCUCUUUUCAGAUGUCUGUUUUUUAUCUCUCUAUUUGAUAUUUUUGAGUGUUGGUAUUGUGGUAACUUGGAGCCAGUUACUUUAUUCUCCACACCAGAAACACAUGAAAGUAAUGAUUUUAGACUGCUGAAUAUAGAUGUAGAUAGAAAAGAAAAAAACAACAACCCAGUGUUACUAAAGUUGAACCACUUGAGGGCAGUAUUAGUACGUGUAUGAGGGGAUGCACUGAUGGGAGCACUGAACCUGAUUUUCAUUUGGUGCACGCUGAUCAAAUGUGUCAUUCUGUGACAGAUUAUAAACAUGCAUAAAUGACUGAAAGGGUUUGUAUUUUGAAUGUUGUGUCUGAUUCUUGCCUGAAACAGAGUCAUUGCCCUCCACUGAAUCAUUGUGAGGGUUGUUUCUCAGCAUUUCUUCCGUGUUUUGUCCACAGAAUCUGAGACGGCGCUGGCGGAGGUGGCUCUGAACAUCCUGUGUCUGCUGAUGAGGGAGCAGUGGAGCUGGCUGUGCACUGAGAACAUUCAGAGGACCAUCAGGCUGCUGUUCGGGACGCUUAUCAACAGGUGACAAGCUGCACCACACUGAGAGUCAUGGGAAAUCAUGACUAUAAAAAAAGCAUCAACCUCAGUCCAUUUCAUUCACAUCUUAAACCUAAAUUCUCGCUUUAGCUGAUAAAAACUUUUACAUUUUAUUCAUUUCUCUCAGUCAAAAUGUUUGCGUCCUCUGAAGUCAUUCAUUUAGCCAAUCAGGAACUGGCAUGAAAAUUAUACCAACCUGCAAGAUUUCAGUCUAAUAAGAGUUAAAGUUGUAAUAUAGAGAAAUGAGAAGCACACUGGGGUAAAUACUAUAAUGGGUUUUGAAUGUCUGAUGGCCCAUCACUAUCAUAGUUAUCUUGUUGUGUUGAUAAAUAGAAAACAUACAUGAGUGGACUCAGAUUGCUCCUGUAUUUACAGAAAUAUUCCAGUCACUUGAAUGAAAUGUGAAAACUGUUUUAAUUUAUACACAUUUUAUUGUUAUUUCUUCCUGAGUUGAAAUGACACCCCUUACAUGUACUUUGGUGUGGAUACCACCAACUCUCUGCAGGCAAUAAAAAUGUAGCUGUUGGUCCUGCUGUCAGUAGAGCAGGUGGUUUUUGGAGAGAAGCUUGUUUGCAUGGAAAAUGUCCACUUUAGUCCCAAACAAAUGCAACAUAACAUCUUAUUUCAACCUGCAGAAACACGGAGGCUGCUUUCCCUGCAGUGAGUUUUGGGGAGCGUUUCACCCCUGUGUGUGCCUCAUGAGUUUGACAGUGUCUUUUUAUUUGCAUGGGUUUGAUGAGCACGAAGCAGCACAUUUUUGUAAAACAGGCCUUUUGUUUCUCAGCAGAUCAGCCUCACCGAAGCAGCAGGAAGCUUCAUGCUUGGUGGUUCUGCCAGAGUUGUUGACAUAGAAUAUAGAGAAAUGUGUCCCUUGUCACCUGCUCUCCCCAUCCUUUGUGCUUGGAUAACUUAAAACAACCGGAUCAGGAUGUACCGCUGAUGCCUCCACAACAAUGCAGAUAAAUGUCCCCCUCUUUUAAUAACCAUUCCCUUUGGAUGACUCCUCAAAGUGCUUUUACGAGGGUCUCUGCAGCUAAGAAGCAGUGGAAACUUUGCGCUGCUCGGGGUGUAGACUGAGCCGGGUCAGGACGUGAAUACACAUGGUUCCUCGUGGAGAUUCCACAGAGAGAGCGGUUUAUGAGCUGCAGAGGCCAGUCAUGUACAGCCGUUAAUCAUAAGAGUUGAUAUUUCAGACAAGGCUUGGCUGUCUGGCUUUGCAGUGGUCCGUGUUUUACAAAGACAGGAGCAUCCCUUGCUGUGCAGUGUACCUUUACACCACUUCACAAAUGGAGUUGUGUAAUAAAUUGGCUUUAUCAGUUCGGUCUAAUUCAUGAUUAAGCCUGCAUGACAUGAAAGGGCGCUUGUUGUGUAAUAACAUUUCUUUGUUUCUCUCAUCAGAUUAAACACAAACUUUAAAAACUAUGUGCUUAGAGAAGGCAUUUCUUACUUUUGGAUCAGUGUCAAGUCUUUUCACUAUUACAUUUGUUGUUAAGAGUCUACGUGCAAACAUGCAUGCCUGCACUAUUUGGCUCAGAAGAGAAUACUUGACUGACAUCAACUCCUCAAACAUUUGUCACAGAUAGGUAUAGCUCCAGCUGCCAGUAAACCCAACAUGCAGACAAUGUUCUCAGGUUCUGAUGUUUGUGCUCUUGGUACUGUGACCUCACGUUCCCCAGGGUGCCAGUACCAGAAUAUAGUUUGUUCAUAUUGAUACCAGGGGUCGCCUAUUUUAAGGAGUUCCACCGGCCCGAGCACGAAAGGCCUUGUGCUUUUGUUUGGCCUCGUCUAAAUUUGGCGGCGGUCUGUCAGCAUCACAGUGACAGCUCUCCGAGUGGCAGGUAUCUCCUCUCAUCAGCUGGUUUCUCUGUGCAAAAGGGGGGAGAUGCUCUGGUUUCAAUCUGAUGAUGAAGAUGGAAACAAAACAUGAAACUGUGUACUGAAGACAGUGCAAAUGGAAGAUAUUAAAACAGGGGUGAACAAAGAUUACCAAAUUGAAUGUAUUGUGGAAAAGCCUUCAAAACUUGCUUUAUUGUAUAAAAACCUUGCUUAAAGGAUCUUCUACUGAUGGGGAAAACUGAUUAAAGAGCAAUGUUUAUGCUGAGUUAAAAUUGUUAGCGUGUGUCCGAGUAAACAGUCACAGCCAUGACCUUUGGGCUUGAGCCAGGAUUUACUGAUCGUUACCAGAAGUAUGCUCAAGUAUUUUGGGACGAACUCUGUCUGAUUAAGAGAUACAAAAGACAAAGAUGUACCGGUUUUAGUUUGCAUUCCCAGCUAAGCCCCAAAGCUCCUCUGAACCAUAUUUUUAGCCAUGCUGGCAGGCCGCUGUGGUCUAGACUGAAAUAUUGAUUCAACAACAAUAAAAUUUAGAACAGACACAACACCAGAGGAUAAUUCAUGAUGGCUUUUUGCCCUCCCUUAUUUUCCAUCAGGUGCUGCCACCUAGUUGAAAUUCUAAAGGGCUUAAUCUUCGGUUUAAAUAUCUGCUAAAUGCAUGCCGGUUUCCUAACCCAAGAGGGCCUACAUAGUAAACUCUAUAUCCGCAAGCUAGCAUUUAUUGUUCACGUGUUAGCAUGUUGUUGUUUAGCAUUUUGCUUAAUUUAACGUACGUGAACAGGUGGCUCUGUAAAUCUGCAAUAUUUCUGGGUUAAUAUGUUCAUGUAGCUCAGCUCAUCUUGCUUAAUAUCUUGUGGGUUUGCAGCUUCAACUUAAAGGGAUAGUUCAGUUAUUUGUAGGGCUGAAAAACCUGAAAUUUUCCACCAAAAUUCGAGUAAUUGUGGGUGGGGGUGUUCCGAUUCUGAUGGCAAACCCUUCUGCGGCGGGACUGAGUGCAACUCAGCGUGAAAAUAUACUGAUAUCAGUACAAGAAGGCAAUUAAACUCAAAAGGCAAAAAUAUAGAUAUUCAGCAAACCACUGGAUGUUGAUUAACGUGGACACUCUUCAACCUUACUGUCUCCAGCCUUUCUCCAGUGGGUUGGGCAAAUCCAAAAUGGUGAAAACAAGGGGGUGUUCUGAGAAAGGCUGUUACCUGUGACACAGGGGUGCUCUGAAAACACCACCACAAGCACUUGGUAUGUUCCUCCUGAUGAAAUUAACCUUAGCCUGUAAAUUGACAUAGAAAAAAAUUGAGUCAACUCAGCAUGUGUUGACCAAUAAGUCGAACAGUUGACGAGGACUUUACAGCCCUAGUCAUUUAAGGUCCUAAAUGAUUUAGUCAGAGGGGAUGCUGGUUUGGCCCCUUUGUUAUAAACUAAAACAGAGGCGGAGGUUAUUAACCUCUGCAGCUCUACUGGGUACUUCAGUCACUUUUAACAAACUGCCGUACUCUCAGAGAAAGUGAACGCUCUGUAUGGAAAAUGGUUGGUGUUUCUCUUUGUGUGCCGAUCAGCUGUCAAGGUUUACAGGCUUUAAAAGAGAUAACAUACAACUGAGCAAACCCAUAACUGAAUCUGUCAAUGACGAUGACAUGAUGUUUACCUGGUAUCAACAGCAUAUUGGGGCCCUUUGGAUCAAAAGAUAAAAGCAGCUCACACAUGGAUGGAGUCUCCAUACUUUCCUGUUGUACUGUUCCCUGGUGUUUUUACUCGCUUUCUUCAUUAUUCAGGAGUGCUUUUGCAGAACCACAGCGUAAAAAUGACUCCUGUUAAGUUAGCUGACUCUGCUUGAGAGCUAAAACUCAGCCACUCUCUUAAUUUCUUGUGAGUGUCCAUUUUCUUGGCCGGAUGAGACACUGAGAGACGUUAAACACAGAAGAAAUGAACUCAGUAGAGAUUAAUAUCCUCAUUUCCACUUUAUCCUCAAGGCACCACUUUGGGCUGACUUUGGCUUUUCUGAACCAUCUAUCCUAUAAAUGAAAGCACAGGAGAAAGUAUGGCACAUCAAGCAGUUAUAUACACAGAAAUGCUGAAUCAACUUAGAUCUAACUCUGUAUUAAUGGGAUUAUUUUUUCCCCUCGUUUUAGGCAGUUCCUCUUAUUGUACACUGAUCCACAAAGUGGUCUAAAAAUCCCGUCUGGACAUUUUUUAAGGAACUGGCAGUGUAAACCAAGAGCGGUGUAGUGUUGUCAAAGAUUCUGACAGCUGUUCAGUCAGACAUGUGAGAGGCAGCCGACAGCGGGAACCGUUCCCGUGCCCGUCUUCAGCUGUAGUGAAUGCAUGUCUGUCAAAAUUUGGAGUUGUGAGCGCACACAGAAGGAGUGUGUUUGUGGGAGAUGAAACCAGGAUCCAGCAGACCAAAUCUGGGUCUGUGUAUGUCAGUGUGAGUGUGUGUGUGUGUGUGUCAGAGAGGGAGAGAAUGGUCUGGCUGGAAAAGCCGGCUCUCUGCUCCUAUAAAUGGGGUCCAAGGCGAGGCGCUGGUUUGGGAGAUGUCUGAUUUUUAUGGACUGGAAAGUGGGACAGUUCAAAAUGAAUAUAGUCUCUUUCUCUAAGGCUCUAGCCUGGAUGGAAAAUUCAUCUGGGGCCAGAUUGUUGUCAGUACCCACAUGUAGUGUAGAUGUAGCAGAGUGUGGCCACUUCAGGAGUAUUUGUCAGGAUUUUCCAUGUUCUUUUUGGAUGGAUGUGUCUGUAAACAUAAUGCUUCCUUUAUUCCCCUAAUAAAUGCUUUGUAAACUCAUGGACUGCUUAAAAUAAGUGGAAGGAGAUAAAAUGAAAUCACCCAUGGGCUAUUUGGCUACUGUGCUGAAGUUUGGUAUUUUGGAUGUCGUCACUUUGUGGUGUAAAAAGUCAGAAGUGACCAGGUUUGUGUAAGAGGAUUAUGGUGGACAAAAACAGGGGCGGUAAGUUGAGUCUUUUUUUUAAACCAUAAAUUGGCCCAUUAUUACCAAAAUGAGCAUCAUGUUGAUCAAAGAAACUUAAACCACCAACUGAGACCAUAAACUCAUGAGAAAAGUGUGAACUGAGGCAGUCAAACAAAUAUGAUGCAGAGUGAAUUUGUAAUUGGCUUAUACAAACUGAGGCCACUGUCACGCACAAACAGAUAUUCUUGAAAACAGAUUUUCUUUUCUCUCCAUUUUGAACUCCUGCAAUGAACUUUUGGUUCAUGUCAGCUUGUCUCUGGUCUUUCAAUGGGGGGAAAUGGAAAAACAGGCUUUUGUUUAUCAGCAGCUCCACUUACACCUACCUGCCUGCAACAGUUACUUCUUUGUCAGCACAAUAAUGCAAAUAUAAUUGAAAAUGUCUACAAACCAGACCAGCAGGUGGUAAUAAUAUGUUAUCAGUCUGUCAUAUCAAACACCAUGGAAGAACAUGGCCAUGCUAUUUGAGCGUCUUCUCGAGCGAGCAGUGUUUUUUAAACUGUGCAAAGACAGUAUAUUGAGCAUAACACAUGAAUUCACCUUCCCUCCGCAGUAUCAUGACGAACAGCUAAGUUCCCUUUUGAAGAAGCAAAUAAACCAAACAGUAGGGAGCAGACAUAAACACACUGGUAGACCGCCAUCUUGGAUUUAUAGAACAUAUGGGACACAUAUAAACAACAACAGCCAUGCACAAGUUGAGGUAGUGGUGUUAAAUCCUCUGUUUUUAGCUCUCCUUGUGAAUAGUGAAAAAUAGGAGUUUAAAAACAUCCCCUCUGGGUAGGGUUCUUAUAAAACCUCUGUUUUCAGUGGCAAGGGGCUCAAAUCAAGAAGAAAAUUAGGCCGUAGGCUUCUUUUGAAACAAGUGGGAAAGCUCCUGAGUGCAGUUUAAGGCUCAUUUGCAUUUGAUGAACACGUGAAACGAAGCGUAUUUAUCUAAAAAGUUUAUAAGUAAGUACUUAUUAGUUAUAAUAUGCUAAUAUCUAAUAACUUUUAAGCAGAACACUGUACUAAAAUAGACGUUAUGGGUGUUCACAAGCUUUAAAGAUGGAACCGUUGGAGCUCCCCCUACUGACGGUUUCUGUAUGGGUCAAUAAGUCUGCCUCCUUCAUUUUAGGAGAUGGGACCUGGUUAAAACCCUCCAAAUAUAAAAAUUAUUAAAGGUUUUUAAAGUUAGCUCUUAUGCUGAUUGAUAAAUAACCAGUUAUUCACAUUUCUCAGAAGUUUGGUUUCAAUAAGUUCCCGCUCUGUGGACCAAUGAGAGGAACACGGGCAAAAGAACAACUGAAAUUUCCAUAAAGAGUAAAUAAGAGUCUGCUUCAAAGCAACACAAGAAUCUGUUCUACUGUGGACUAUCCUAAUGUGUCAGCACCCUUCGAGAUGGUAUUAUGGCUUUACAGCUCAAAAUGAGCGGAGCAUGGAAGCUUUGAGUUGAUAUUAAUGUACAAUCAAUGAACCAGAACCAUUGCACUCAUUUCAAUAUCCUCUGGCUGGUCUUCAAGACUUCAUGACAUACUCGACCUCCUGGCCUUAUAUGAGCCGGUAUUCAGCCUCACAUUCUCCGGCUGAGUUCUUUUAUUUGUCCUGAAGCACAUCUGCAGAUGAGCUGUGAUGGAGCGAUUACGGUUUAAGUCUGAAUCUGUGGAACCAAAUCAGGUCAGCGGAUUCAAGGAUCGCUUUAAAAUCUUCUCCCAAAAAGCUUUUCUUGGAGAUGUUUCUUUGACUUCGCUUGACUUGACUGACGGCACUUUUAACUUUGACUUGAACUUUUUUAUUCACCUUGUUCAGUUUUGUUUUAUUCAUUCAGCCCAUUUUGUAAUAUGAGUUCUGGGAAGUGCUGCAGAAAACAGGAUGAUCAUAAUAACUAACAUUAAGUAUUACACACAAGAGCCAAAUGUGAUUUAUUCUGGCCCUAGAAACAUGAGAAGUAACUUAAUAAUUACAGAUUGCAGGUGUUAAGGUUUUUUUUUUUAUUUUUUGCAUUAAACAGCUUUAAAUUCCUCCUUUCAGACUCAAUCAGACAAUAUCGGUUGUUAUCGUGUGGUGCAGAAAGUAGGUCAGUGGUGUUGAUGAUACAGAAUAAUGAUUGUAAUUCAUCAAAUUGCAUCAAGUGUUUUCAGAUUGUCUCGGCAAGCUGUUCUGCCUGAGGUCAGUGACUCAGAUCAAGUGUGGCAUAUUUCCACUAAGAGUCCAGAGGACUGCUGAUGGACUGACACUUUCACCUCCACAUGCAAAAAGGAAGGACAGGUGUGUUUUGUCAGUGCACCUGUGUAACCAUGCAGGUACUGGCCAGUCUUUUCUGGGUCUCCAGGAGGCUACUUGCAGGUCUAAGGGGCUUUUUUGUAAGUUAACAACACGUCUCAUAACACCAAACUUCAUCCGGCACCUCUGCUCUGCCAGACCAGCCCUGCACCUGUCGAACAACGACAUGAUUCUUUUAUUUUUACUCCCUAAUGUGACAUAUUAAUACUUUCAUAAACAGUUCAAAUGGUGCCACAAGCCCUCGUUGACAGCUUGAUGAUGGAGGUGAGGAUGAAGGGCAGCACAGCGGAUUUGGAGCUUGUCAACAGUCGUAACAGUGAAUGCUCUCACUCUCUAAAUCUCUCUCUCCCUCUCUCCUCUACACGGUUAAUUAACACCCAGGGAUCUCUCAUCUGACACACUGAGGCCUGCUUGGGUUUCACCAGCGGUGAGCAGCAAGUUGUUUGGCUUCAGGGAAAGUGGUUUCUGUCUCAGUCACGGCUGGGCUAUUUAGCUCGUGACCACAUUGUGGCAUUUGGAAAGAACUCUGAAGAUGUGGUCAAAACUACAACUUUAACAAAAUAUAUAGCUUUGGCUUUUCUAAGUAGUCUAUUUCAUUCAGCGUGAGUCCACUUGCAUGCUGUUUUGUAAUUGUUUUUCAAGUUUGAGAGCUGGCUGUUUGCCUCUAAAUGCAGAGGGUUUGCACACACUGCAGGCAGGUGAUUUUCCUCAGAGAUCUGGAGCACACUGUGUCCAAGAACAACAGGCCUGAAUGUUAAUGUGGUUACUGAAGGCGCUUAUAAUGCAAUGUUUUUGUAGAGCUGGACCCAAUAUGGGGUUUUUGAGACCUAACCUUUUUCAGAGGUGAAAAACUCAGAAGUGACUGCUAAAGGGUGGUGUUAAAGUUAAAAAACAGGCUUUUAUUGGUGUACGCUAAAAUAUUAUUAUUUUUAUUGAGCUUAAAAACUACAUUUUACAUGUUUUACUUUCACUUUUGGACUCCAUACACAGCUUAAAGAUGAAGAUCCCUGUCAGACUUGGUCUCAUAGCACCAUACACUUGAUGGGUUUUGGAAGGGGUCGCACACGCAGGAGAGGGAGGUGGCUGUUUCUGUGUUUCUGUCACUCACAUCAUGCAUUGAAAUGUGUCUGAUUUGAUGUGCCUUGCCAGCUAAUGGAUCCCUGAAUUUUCAUUGGGAUCAAUUAAGUACCUCCCUCCCUCCCUUUCUACCUCCCUCUGUUUCCAAGGUUGACAAGGUUCAACUGUGAUAGUCCAAUAUCAGCCAUCAGUAAAGGAAAAAAUGAUAUUGCUGUUGGGUUCUUGUCAGAACUGUCUACUUUCAGCCUGUUCAAGUUGCUGUUGACAUAAAAAAAACUCAGGAAGAAAAACACGUCAGAAAUCUGAAAUGUUUACUUUCUGCUCCUGGGUGUUACAGCGUUAUUCAAAGCAGGAUUAAGAAAUAAAAUGUGACAAACUUAAAUACAAAAUAAACUAAUACCCAACACAGUUUGGCAUUGCUGGAAUCAGUCAUCAAUGUUGAAUGGUUCUGGCGGUUCAAUUUUAUUCCUUUUUUCCAGGCACAGUUUGCAACGGCUGCAUGUGGAAGUGUCUCUGGAAGUCAUUGGACAGACCUGUGACCAAUCAGAGCAGCUAAUGUGUGACAGAGCGCAAAGCAACAAAAAAUGUGGAGAGACCUACGCUUACCAAUGAACAUGCACCCCAUUAAUUCUUGAUUUUAAUGGAAAUACAUCAUCCACUUUAUUGAAAGUGGCUGUGAUAACAGAUUUAAGUGACCCCCUGUGGCGGUAGAGCUGUCUCGGUUAUUUGUGCGGGGCAUAGGCUGUGUGAUUUGAAGUCUAUUGUUUUUUUUCUAACUCUUUUCAUUUUACUUUUUCCAAUAUGACAUCAAACACCAGUGGUGGUCUGUAAAAGAUUAAGUGUAGUUACCAUAGGCUGCAUAUACUAUGAACAACUUGGUUCCAUCAUUAUACAAAUUUGAAGCCGAUAUUGCUUUCGGUAUUUCUAGUUUUUUUUUCUCCUCCUGGAACCACUACUUGUGCAGUAGCAUUGUACGCAUUCAGCGGGGGAGUUGCCGAGAGUCGCUGUGAUGACACUCAGCUAAAACAGCGUAUCCCCCGGGUGAGCUGUGCAAUUGUCGUACGCCCAUUGGCUGCAGCAAGUGUCAAUCAGAGGAAACAUGAACCCCCUAAAAACUUUUAAAAAUGGUAAUGGAAAAAUUUAUAUUCUGUUUAAUAAAUUUCUAAAGUCUGUCCACAGCUCCAUAGGGAUUGCUGGAGGAGGUGGGAUUUAUGACCUAUACUGCAGCCCGUCACCAGAGGGUGCUGUUCUUGUGGCGGCUUCACCCAGCGAGGAGGCAGACGGCGUCCACGCUAUAUACUUUCUAUGUUUGUUACCAAACAGUGCCAGAAACAAUUACCAGCCCUCCUGCUCAAACAUCCCCCAGCCUAAGUUGCUCAGGUCAGAAUCAGAUAUGGACAGAAUUACAGGCAGUCUUAUGAAAAGAGGUCAAAAUGUAUCUAAGCAGUGUCCUCCUAUAGAUAUGCAGUGCGGUAAGAAGAAGAAAAAUCUACCUUUACUUUUAAAUUGACUGUUGUUCCACUUUUAUUACCCUUCAGAAACCCUCCUUGCCUGUUAUUUAUCCUCACACAGGCCGCAAUCCUCACCGUGGAGUUUAGGUUAGGACUCCAGUUCGCCCCAUGCUGUCAUGUGUUGAGCAGAUCCAUAUGCAGUGAUGUUUACUCAUGUCAAACGGCCCAUUUAUUCUGCAGUCUACUGCUGCAGGCCUGCUGCCAUCCCCGCCACAGAAAGAAAAUACAGUUCAAUUAAUUGGUUCAGGCAGUCUGGACUAAAAUGACUACAUGUAAGAAUAUGGAUCAGCAGAUAUUAGUGUUAAGAUAUUAUAAGAGAAUAGUCAUAAAGGCUAUUUGUAAUCAUGAUGAGGUGACUUCAGAAGUUGUCGCUCCUAAAAUUGAUUCUUUUGGAUGUUGUGUUUCUUUUGGCUCUACUCCCUGACUCUGCAAGUGUCAGAGUUCAUUUUCUAUCACCACUUAAAAUAACAGAAGACCUCAUACCGUGUAGCUGUCUAAAUGAUUGUCACUGACAGCGAUGUGGUGAAUCCAGAGGCUUAAGGCUUUCUCCUGUGGAUGCGUUGCCAAAAAUGUAGAUCCAGCUUCUCCAGCUCAGGAGGAUUUUUGACAUCCCUGGUUGUUUUUCUACACUGGUGCUGUUCCUUGACAUAUGGGUCCUGGGGGCCAGGCGUUAGGUUUAUAAACAGGAGACCGAGCUUGGAAGCUCCAGGCUUCUGUCAGCGGGAAUUUACUCUCUGUGAGGCUGUGAGUGUGCCGGUGGUCAGACGGUGGGCCGUACAUGACAGAUCUGGUAUUGGAGGGAAAAAUGGGGGGUUGGGUAUGUUGGAUGGAAACGAUGCUUGUUAUGUAACUGCGCAGGCUAUCUAUCAGCCUCUGCCGAGUGGAGGAGGUGUGACAUCCAUGGACAGGCUGUUCCCGAGAAGAGACAAAUUCAGACACACUCCUCGUGGUGGGAUCAGGAUGUCUGAGUGGUUUAUAUCUCACCCUCUGUGUUUGUGUUGGAAGUCUGCCUCGCGUCAUGUCACCAUCACGUUCGCCCGGGGCAUUAUUCCCUUUUUACAUCCACAGACGCUUCUGAAAUAAAAAUAUUAUCUUCUAUUACAGUCUAAUAGUAGUCUGCAGUUGCUUCCAAUUCCUGCAGCCCUAUGUAAUCGUCUCUUGGGGACAUUAUGGGUCAAAUACCUAGGUCACUUCUUGGGAAGGUUAUGAAACACACUUAUCCCCAGCCCUGGAGUGCCAUCAGUUGCAGCUUGCCAGCCUGUGAGUCUGGUUCCCCUUAUUUAGUGUUACUGAGUUAUAGGGACAUCAAAGUCCUCCCUUGGCAGGACAUGAAAGAUAAUACAGCUCAUUAUUGUCCACAUGCUCGAUAAAGUUAGACUUCGGACAAGUGCAGCGCUUUGAAAAGCUGUUAGGAUGUUUGCAAAACGACCUCGCUGAAGUGACCCAAUGGCCUCAUCACAUCUCUGGUGUCUGCUUUCUAAACUCACCUGAGCCUCUGGGCCUGAGAUGUGCCUCCAAAGUCCUUCUUGGUCUCAUACCCCGGCAAUGACAUGUUGUCUGCUGAAAACUGGAUGACGGCCUAUUUUAGUUCAACCUGGUUAUAUUUGUGUGUGUGUUUACCUUAAAAGGAAACUCAGGAGAAAUCCCUGGAGAGUCCAGCACAUGCAUAGUGGGUUUUCCGGGUCAGCUGGUCUUCUAUGUGUCUUUGGAUUCUGUUGCGUCACUGAUUGUUGAUUUGCAGCCAAGAAUUCGAAGCAUCUCUGCUUCAUCUAGAUAGUUGUGUGAGGUUGAUUGUUGGAGAAUGGCCAUGUGGUUGUGCGUUUAAUCAGUUAAUUCUGUCCUUGAGCCUGUGAGUGGAGCUGGAAUUCCUCUUUUAAUGAGUGUGCAGUCGAAGCUAAAAGUGCAUUUAUGUAAGACUUUACUUGAAAAAUAUUGCAAUAUUUGUCAAACUUGCUCUGCUUUGUCGAGAGAAAAAGCUUUCGUAUUGAGAUUGUAAAGAUUCCUAAUGUGUCUCCUCAUGUUCCCGUAGCUGCAGACUAGGGCUGGGCGAUAUGGCCUCAAAUCAAUAUCACGAUAUAUUGAGCAGUUCACCUCGAGCAUUAACUUUGUCUACUUCAGCCGUCGCUCCAGCCGCUACAACUUCUGAACCGUCCUCCAUCUCCUCACCUGUCUUUCCCUCUUUGUUACAGACUGGAAUGUAUUGACAUGGGCAAAAUGACGUUGGUUAUUGUUGUACAUUUUGGAAUCGGUAAAUUUUCGGUUUAUCGCCCAGCCCUACUGCAGACUCAUUGGAGAUUCGCCAAAUCAUCAGUCUAUUGGUCGCCCUAUAUCUGCGCUGGCCCUCUGAAGGUCGAUAUCAUUAUUUUUCCAAAUGAAAAACACGUUUUAAAGUUGAUCAAAUCUAACGUUUAAGAUAUGUUUUGUUUCAUUAUCAAUUUAAGACAAGCACAGUAAUCCGCCAAGCAAAAGUCGCCACUCACCCAGAAUGACACCCAGAAUACUGCUGGAAAUUAUACAUUUUUGCCGAGCAAAUGUACAGACUCAUACUAAAAUGUUCCCUCUAACUCAUCACAUAUUAUCCAGUUGAAGUGUGCGGUAGGGUCUGUAUCUGCAGGCAAUCUGCCCUCUGUCUGUAUUUUCUGAUUCUCUCAUCGUGUGGCUGUGUGGGACAUUUUCUGUGUCAGUCUUCAUACAGAAGUGGAGAACUCACGGCCAAGAGUCGGCUCGUCCAGACUAAAGGGUCCAAUGUAAUGGGCGUUUUAGCUGUUUACUACAUGUUUGUGUUGUUGAUCUGCAGUGUCACAGUUUCUAACAUCUUCAUCUGAGAGUGAACUGAGUGGGUAGGAUGAAGGGUUGAUUGGCUGCCUGGAUAUUUCUUUGUGAGGGGAUGCAGAGGUGGAAAAACACUUAAACAAGAAACUGCCAAGCUAAAUGUUUUGUCUGAUUAACUUUAAAUCUAAUCACAGAGAGGUGACAGUUGAAGGUCUUACCAACCCUUAUUAGUGAGGCUUCCAAGAUUAAUCAAAAACUCUUGUUCAAACUAAAAAGCAAUCGCUGGUUUAUAUGGUCCUGGGACAGCAUUCAAACAUUCAGACAGUAAAUAACUAAGCACUUGGCAUACUUGACUUGUCCACAUGAAGGCACAACCACAAUAAUAUAUGAUGAGGAAGAAUCAUUAAAAGAUUUGAGCAGUUUUCUGUGCAUGCCAAUAAUGGAAUUUUGUUUGCUGCUGAAAAAGGAUUGAAUAUAAGAACAAAAUGUCAGAGUAUGAUGUGUAAAUCAACUUUGACAAACAAAUCCUAAGUCGAGUACAGAAUGAGUUAUUUCUUAGACUUCAAAAGUUCUCAAUGUUAGUUAAUCUUUUCUCAAAUACUGCAAAACUCCAAAUAUCGUCUGUGAUCUCUACAAGCUGGGGUUUGCAUUUUGCUUGAAAUGUCUGGGAUCAAGGACUGAAGAAUAAAAGACACGGAUAAAUCUCUUUAUAAAAUGUUCUUUCUCCAGCUCUUCCUGCGUUUUCCACCUGCUUCUUGUGUAUCUUUGGAAAACUCAAGGGCAAGGCUCGGGAGGAUUUUCCUCCAAGGAUUUCAGUAUGUCACCUGCAAUGUAAACAUUUCCUUCCUGGCAGACCCAACAGAGGAGUCUGAAUAAUCACAACCACAGACAAAAGCAGGCCAGGCCCCUCUGUUCUCUCGUGAGAGCUGCAUGUUUUUCACCUAGGCGGUCUCAGUAGAGCAAAAUCUCUUUCGCUGCUCUCCUUAUAUACUCUUAUAUCUUUACCUUUUUUCCUUAUGACCUGUGCUUUUUGCUUUUACAGAUGUUAAUGCGCUAGAAAAGAAAUCACAAACAUCUGCAAACAGGGCGUUUGUGAAAUUAGCAGGCUGACAAAAGAGACUAGAAGUGACAUUUUCAGCAGGCCUCUCCUGAGGUGACCCACACUUGUGUUUUAAUGUGACUUUAAUAAAGUUACACUUCAUGUUUUGCUGACUUUAAGCCACAAUUAGCCCACAGGCAGAAAAGCAGAACAUUUGUAGGUUGCCCUCCUCCUGCUUGAAAAAUAUCUUUCUGACAGAGCAGGCCUGGAAAACAGCUCUGGUGGUUUUCAUGGUAGCAAUAAUGCUGUGCAGUCUUAAUACUCUACCAGACCACAAUCUCUCGUAUAGAAUUACUUGGCAUUUGUCAGCUCUAAUUGGUUGAAAGCACUCUGCUCUAUGUGUGUGCAUAGACGGUCUAAAUCUGCGUGUGGUUGAAUGAUCCAAAGGGAAAAGUAAUCUUGUUGGUGAUUGCCAUAAGUCUGCAACAGUGAUGACAGCAGGGACUAAGUUCAAUGGAUGUUAUUGUAGCAAAUGCAGGAACCUUGACCUUUUGUUCUUGUGUGUUUUCAUGGUGUUUGUGUGAUUUUUUUUCUUCUUCUUCUGUGUGCUAAAUUUGCAAGUUUGUGCAUCGAUGUGACCCAUACAGAACCAAGACAGUGUUAAACCUCUGUCGGCCAUAUGUGAUUAAAAUCUGGCUCGAGGUUGUAACGUCACAUGUCUGUGUUUUGACCAGCCAUGGGGAUGAAGGCGCCACGACAGUCCUAAUAAAAGUGGACCAUGUGCACACACUCAAACAUACACAGAGGAAGAGAAGUGACCGUAGACGGCAGAGCAGACGGCUGUAAAACUGCACCUUGGCCUGACUCGAGGUGCUGAUGUGAUGAGACCCGAGUCAGAGGCUUGGACUAAAGUGUACGCCUGACUGAGAGCAGACUCAUCACACAGUUUGGUGAAAACUCACUGCUGACAUCUGUGGUGUCAUAAACUGCAGACAAUGAAAGUCUGGUUGCUCUCUUUCUACUUCUGCUGGAAUAAGGUUUUCUGCUCUGAACUUCACUUCUGUGGUAGGAUGAUCCUGACCCAAAUCAGUGUUAUUUGGACACUUGAUUUUCUUGUUUUUGAAGAUUUUUGAACAAACACACAGGCUGCAUAACCACAACACAAAACAUAUAUCAAUACCCCCCCCCUUCCAAAGACUCUUAUAAGAGGAAAAACAGUGUCCUCCUAUGACCAUACCUAGAGUUUACUUUAAGAACAAUAUAUCUGAAUAAUUUAGAUAUAUAGUAAAUAUUAUUAAAUCAUCACCAGGUGAACAAAUCUGUUAAUGAUUGGCAAAGCCUUCAAUAAAGAAAAGACUCAUAGGUCAGGAGUUUUCCUGAUAAUAGUAUCAUUCCUUUUGGGGUAAAGGGGGUCCACUUCACAAAGCGUUGGGUUUUUAUGUUGGGCCCUGGUUUCUUGGCUUACAGAGGACCUGAAAGAGCUGGAGCAAUGCUGAGUAGAGAAAAGGCUUGGGAUCCUUUUGAUUUUCCCCAGAAAGAAAAAACUGCAGGUCAAUUGCAACUAGAGCUGUCCCAGCAUACUUGUAUGGAUGGGAACAGUCUUUAUUGCAUAAUUAGAUAUAAAAUAAGCAAACAGUAAUAUCCUCAGAUUAGGGCUGCACUAUUAUGGCUCAUAAUUGCAGUUGUUUUGAAGAUAUUGAUACCACUGUUAUUAAACAUAGUUACCCAUCAUUUGAUGUCUGCAUCACAUACAUCCAAGCAACCUAAAAAUUUAAGUUUUAUGUACUUCGACUGAAAGGGAUCACGCAUCAGUUAAUCAAUUUGCUUUGACUUAUUGUCAUUGAAAAACUUAAUCAAAUGCCAGCUUUUGUUCUCCUCCUGCUCCUCUCCCUGCUCUCCUCUCUUCACCUGUGGCUUCCUUGAAAAUACAGCGGUCCUCCAUUCAUCUAAGUAGGAGCAGCAACUUCCUCGUGCUCCCAGUCUUUGUUUGACACUGAUCCGAGCUGCCUAUGAUGAUGUGAAAAUAAAAGUGUUUUAGGGGAGGGGCCACGACCUCGCUCUGAUGUUAGAAAAGAGAGGGAUAUGGGACAUAACAGUGGUAACACAGCCAUGUCGUAAAACACUGGAGAGAGGAAGAAGAAGCAGGUGACUGCCAGUGAAUUAGCUCAAAGCAGCUCUCUGAGUGUUGAUUCAGCACUUUUAAAAACUUAAAUUACACAACUUUUUGUUAAUCCCUUUUUCAUCCGAGCAUUUCCUGUUCUAGUCAAAAAGAAGAAAACUGUAACAGAUAUUGCUGAUGUGAAAUACCCAAGGAUGCUUGAACAUGUGCAGAAAAGUAGUUAUAAAAAGCCUCCUGUGCUGGAGAAAAUGAUGUAAGAGGAUUACAAAUAACCUUAUGCUUUCGGGAAACAUGUUGUCUUAGCACUUGUGUUAUUAAAGCCACAAAUAGUGUGUCAUGUAUAAACAGAUGCAGCAUUACUUAUAGUCUGUCCUUUUUAACUCCAGUCGUGACUGUUCUAAACAAGUCUUGGCUGUUAAUGCAGGUUAAUUAACACUUCAUAAUAUCGGUUAACCUCUAAUUUUAUCACUGCACCUUCAACCAAGAAAAGCUGGCUUUGGUGAGCACCUGGCACCGGCUUUAUUUUUUCCACUGUGGUGUUUGUCGUAAAGAGGGAUAAAGAAAAGGGUAAUGUUACUUUUAAAGCUUGAUUAUAAAAUCUGAGAUGUAUCAAGCACUGGGUAGACGUGAUGCACUCCACCAAAUAAACCACUGCUGUUGUAUUACUUUGUUAUUCUAGGACUUGUGCUUAAUCAGUAAAACUUUCUGAGCUUGAAUAGGAGCCACUCUUUUUUUUUAGCCAUAACUCUCUUCAGAGAUGAAAAUUGAAUUAGAUCAUUAGAUUUAAUAUGCACUGAUCAGUGGUUUUAAUCUUGUCCUCUUUACAUGUGUGUCCAAUCUUUUGAAAGCUUUUGGAGAGCUACUUUAAAGCCUCACCUCUGGCAGCACACGUGUCUGCCUGUUUGUGAUGCCUGUUCCCUUCUUUUACAUGUGAUAGCUCGAGGUCCUUGAGCUGUUACAGCUUUUUAUUUAUUGGCUAAUUUGGACACAUUUUCCCACAAAGAAUACUCUGUAUGGCAGGGGACUUUGCGUGCAUAAUUAGGGGUGUCCCAAUGGAUCUUUUUAACUUAAGAUAUGAUACCGAUAUUGUAGGCUUCAGUAUUGUCCGAUACGGAUAUUGAUCCAGUAUUGGCACAAACGUUUGCAUGACAAGUUUUGCACUCAGCUGCAACGUCUUUUUGACUUUCAUGAAAAAUACUGCCACAGGGCUGACAUGACCCCUACUCCUUGGUACUUUGGUACACACUGUUGUUGUGAUUUUGUGGGCUCUACAUGCUGGAUCUGGCUGCUGCUAGAUAGAGGUGCCAGAGCGGAGUCUAGAAUGGACUACUUGUAUCGGAGUGCUGAUAUCGGAGAUUUUAGAUGCAGGCCGAUAUAAUCCGAUAUUCAAGUUUUUGCUGAUAUCGGACCAAUAUCCGAUAUCAAUAUCGUAUUGAGGGCACCCCUAGGUGUUUGACUUCAGGGUGAACUUAACAACAUUUAAAUAGUCAACAUUUAUAUUAAAGGAUCAAAGGUUACUGGCCUCAUGCCACCGCCAGUCUCUCUCUGGUUUGACAUCUAAUCUUAUUGUCUAUGAUUGACUGUCUGCGACUAAAGCUCCUGUGUGGAUCUUUCGGUUUGUGUAAGUUUUGGCGCCCCCUGUGCCCCAAACAGCCUUUGUUUACCUUUCCUCUACAUCCUUAAAUAUACAAAUUCGUCUGACUUUGAUUGUCAGAUUUGUAUCAUAUAUCAGAAAAAAAAUGUUCAAUGUUAAAAAUGUAAAAAAUAGACUUUUUGUCAGCAGCUUUGGAAAAUUGUCACUUCAUGGUCUUGUUUGCUUGUUUAUCAUGAAAAGGCAUCUGUAGGAGUUUCAGUCUAUUUCAUUAAUAUAGAGAAACUCCUUAUUUUAGCUUUAACUGCAAGGCUGCAACUUUAUUCGCUGAGAGUCUUUUCACUGCAUAUUUGGACAAAUUAUGUCUUUUCUUUCUUUAACACUGACAGAAAUGUGUGCUUGUAGUUAAGUGUUGGACACAAACAGAAGACAGGCCUAUCAAUAAAAGUGUUCUUCAUGUAGUUAAAAGCACCUCAUGUUUCACAUUGGAAGAAAAACCUGCAGGAUAAAAUUAGCUUUCCAUUAGUCCCAGACACUUAUCAUUUCAGCCACGCUCUCCUCUUUGAGGAGUCAUGCCAUGUUGUGUUCAAUUUCAGAUUCCCAGCAGGGUCUUCUUUAACUCUGAAAUUCUUCUGUCAUGGUGCACAAAGCUUGGCUCCACAUGACUCUGGUCUGCCCUCACCCUCGUGUCCACAUCAUGAUGGUGAUUCUUCUGAUUGCUAACAGGCCGCUGAUAAACGGUCUCAUCUGUGGAGAUGUAAACACUCUGUGUUGCCCAUGCUCUCCUGCUGUUGUUCUCUCUGAUGUAAGACCAUGUAAGGACAGGGGAACCCGUAGCCUAUAAACAGUGCUAAUUAACAGACGCUUCAGUUCAGUGCCCACCUGGGGUUGAAGGUCAUGCUGAAACAGGUGGAGUAAAGGUGUAUUUCCAUGAAAAAGUGCAGUAUUUAUUAAAGACGCUAAGUAAAUUACAAUUUAAACAGUCUAAAAACCAUUGUACUUACACACUAAAAGAGGAUAUUAUUGGUGUCCCAGAAUUCUAUGAUGAUUGGUUGUAUGUUUGCAUGACGGUGUUUCAUGCUGUGAUUGGCUGUACUGUACAUUAGAGUUCUAGGAAGUUGUUUCCGUGGAUGUAGUUUCUGCAAUCUUAAUUGAAAAAUAAAACAUAGACGGCUUAGAACAGAGUCAGGAGGAGUCCUCAAUAUGUACAGAGUUUAUCACAAUCUGGCUUUGUGAAUGUGGAAUUUUCCUAAAGACAUCUUUUGCAGGUCUUUUCGUGGACAGGCACCAUCAAAUUUGAUGAACAGUUGAGAAUUUUGGCCCCAGAGUCCAGUAUUUCUUGUGUAGUAAUUCUGGUAAGAUCGGCUUGGGGUCCCGUUUGCUUAUGUUUGAUACUACAUCAGUAAAGUCUCUGACAUGCAGCCAGUCCCAAGGUGAAAAUAUUUUCAUGCAACCGUACCCCCAAUCAUCUUGUAGGACAUCACCACUCGACCACCUGAGCACAUCUGGUACCUACAGCAGCUCCAACACUGCUGCAGAUUGUUCCUCUCUUCCCCCUUAUUCUUACCCUCUUUUACUAUCUCUAUGGGCGGAUCAGAGGUGGAACAACAUCUCUCCACCAUUACUCCUCCGUGGGUCGCACAUUGCAGAUAAAAAGGGGCAUGAAUAUGGCUUCAUGUAAGCUCCUUCAGUAUUAAAUCAAUGCAUGGGAACAGUGAGCAUGUUUCGAUCAGAUAGAGUGGUGUUUGCUGGGCCUUUAAGGUCAACCAUUGGUGGAUAAGUUUAUCUUUGAUGAUGUUUGAUUAAGAACUUAAAAUUCCACGUUUCCCAUAUUUGAUGCGAGGAUGGCGUGAUGUCAGACAGGAAAGCUCCCUCGCAUAUAUUCCUGAAAGGCAUAUCGCUUUCAACCCAAAGCUGUUAUGUAACUCUGGGAACUGGAAAUCAAAAGGUGUAAAUCAAAUCAAGUCGUGUAAAUUUUUGGAAACUAUCCUUUUUCCAGAAACUCCAUAUUUUCACAACAUAUGUUCUCCAGUUACGACACAUUUAGACCACCGGCGUGUGGAGGGAAAUAAAUCCUGCAGUAUCAGCGCUUACGUUACCAGAGGAGAAGUAAAGAUCAAAGAUAAAAUUAAGAGAAGGUUGUAUUUGUACAUCUUGUUUUCUGUCACGUGUUGAGGUCGGAGUUUUUGGUGUUCUGCUGCACAGAGCCUCUGCCUGCAGCUCAAACAUGUGGAGGUAAUUUCAGAUAACCGGCAGACCUGUCCAUGUGGUGCACUCACAAAGACCACAACCAUUUAAAGUUGUUUAUCUGAUGCGUUUUACUUAACAUCCUGCAUUGAUUACUUUGGUCUAAGUUUAUGAGGUUGUCCUUUUAAAUCCUCAAGAGAUUUUUUCUCUGGACCCUCAAGUGAAUCCAAAUAGAAAGUGCUCAUUAAUCUGAGACAAAACAGGCAACAUUGAGUCUUCAGUCUUGUUUCCAGCCGAUGCUCGAAGUUCAUGUUAACUCAUUGUUUAUGUUUCUACAUCAAGUACAAUGUGCUAGUUAACGUAAGGACUGAUAAGCACUUGUAACUUCAUACUUCUUUUAUCGGAGCAGCUAAUUUUACAUUUAUCAUUUUACAAUCAUAUCUUACUUUACCUUUUGCACAAACUGUUUUAUGUUAUUGGGAUGGAUUUAUAAUGUGUUUACAAAAAGUAGGAAGAAGCGGUGGUCAAAAAACUUUUUUAGUUUUAUGAAGGUGCUUUUUCCUCAAGUUUGCGAACACAAAGGGAGUAAAACUUGUUUUUUUGAAUUGUGUGGCAGGAGAAAAUCUUAAACCCAACAUUAAAUUCUCUGCAAGCAGAUUUUAGCUGGUUGAGAAACAGAUUGUGAUUCAUACUUUGUAUUCUUAUUGAGCAACAAAAGCAAAACAACCCAGACGUUUGGAGCAGGACAUGAAAUUAACUUUUAUUUGCUCACAACUUUGAAAAAGUGAUGAGCUUCAACUUUGGAAGCAUCCACAACUAUAUUAGUAUAUGCUACGACAAUAUUAGUGCAUGAUGGAGCGUUUAAUUGCAUACAAACACACUGUAACCAAGACGCAAGGGCAGUAAAUAUCAAGUACAUUACUGAUUCGAUAUGACAAAUCACACUAUGUGCUAGAGAAAGGGAAAGUUUUGCAGAUGGACAAAGUAAAGAUCAGUGCAGGAGAGAUGAAAACAUCUGACAUGGAGUGGUUUUUCUCUGUACACCUAUGAGGUCUUAUGAGGUCUAGUGGGGCAUGAACUAGACUGCUCUCUGGAGUCUCUGUUAACAGAGACAAAUUGUGACAGCUGUCUUGUUUAAAUGAUCUGUGCACAGGUUGAACCACAGGCAUUUGGAGACCAUCAUGUUACAUUUACAUUUAAAGCUACUGUUGGCCAGGAAGCCUCACCUGUAGCACAUAAAAAAAGACAAACACCAUCAGAUGGUACAGAAAUUCAGCAGAGGCAGCCGUCUCAUGACAAGCGUUUUAUAGAGAAAUUGAAAAAAAGGCACCAAAUCAAUUAUUUGCACUCACACAGGUGCUACAAGCUAGGUUAUCAACACAGUGCAGGUAGUGGAGUUAUUUUCAGAAACCAGGAGAGGGUAUUUCUUGAGAAGAUGUUGUUUAUACAUGACAGGGCGAUUCCUACAAAAUGAUUAAAUGUAAUACUUUGUCCACAGGGAGCGCCAAAAUCAGCGCAAACUCUAAGAACCUUUCCCUUUUGGUUUCCGUGAUCUAUUUAAAAAGAGAUCUUAGGGCAACAGUGCCGAAAAACAACAACUAAUAAGUGAUAUAUUGACAGCAACAGUAUGAAUGAAAUAGGACUGUACCACUGAACUAUAAACGUGGGUCAGAUAUUUCAAAUUUCUCACAGAAAAAUGAUUUCAGCUUGCACAAAUGAAGCAGCCACAGUUAGAACAGAAACAUCCUGCUUGGCUUCGACAAGCGUUGUUUCUGCCAGCAACUCUUGCCUCGAAUUUCAAACUGUUGUGUUCCAUUAUCCUAAUCAUAUUGCUGAAUGUAAACAUAGCCCUAAACAUUUAAAAAAGCCGUCUGUUGCAUGCCUUCAGUUUAAUGACCUGACAGGGUCAGCAUGGCUAUUUAGACUAAUGCUUGGUGUUUUAUUUGGUACAUGAUGUGUGCUAUAAACACAAAGGAACACUAUGAAUAAAUGCCAGCCGAGUAUUUUUACAAGUCCCCAUAUGAUGAAAGUCCUACAAGCAAUUUCAUGGUCUCCACAUAUAGUCUUUAUGAAGCUAUCACUGCUGGACAGGGUGAGCCUGUUGUUAUUUUUGUGCUUGUUUCCAUUACUCUGCUCAUUUUUAUUUAGUUGGCAUGACAUUGCAUCUAAAGUCAAGAGUUGUUGACUUUAUUUUUAUGCUGGCAAAAGGCCUCCAUGAGAAUAUACAAAUACAGAAUCAGAAAUAUAUCUUCACUCUAUGUAUGAACAGAUGAUGGUGCAUGUUUUGGAAUGGAUUUGGAAAACUAUCACCCCAAAUCCUGUGAAAAAAAUCAGAAAAGUAAUCAAAAUGUCGAAAAUGUUGAUCAUGGAUCCAGUUUCUCGGCAAAUACUCAACUCAGACUUUAUUUUCCAGUUAUCUUUCAAUCAUUUCUGAGUCAGAUAAGCUUUACUCAUCCUGCACUUGUAAAAUUCCCUCUUUCAGCUGACUGCUGAACUGUGCAGACAAACACGGGAGACUUUGAGGUCCAGUGUGGGAACCAACACCAGGAUUUACAUGCAAACAGAAGCAGCAAACACAUGCAAUACUUGCUUGAUUUUAUUUGGUCCUGUGCUGAGUCAUGCUUUUCAAAAUUUCAACAUCUGAAUGAGCCAUGCUUAGUGAUGAACUCAAGGUUUUUGGGUGGUCUUUAUUGUGAAUGAGAGACUCUGAAACCUGCAGCUAUUUUCAGGUGCUCUGCUGCACACUUUUUGAUUACAUCUCUUAAAAAUGUCGGACGACUUUGAUUUGUACUUACACUUUCAUUUUCCCUUAAUGGGCUCUAUGUACAGCUCCAAUACUUCCUGAACUUAAGGCAGCUCCUUCAUUUCCUGCCUUUUAUUUUUAGACAAACUGAUUAAUCCAGGUGUAACUGAUCACUGUGACUACUCAGGCACACCUGGAUUAACCAGUUUGUCCAAUAAUGUUAGGCAGGAAGUAAAAGAGCUGCCUCACGUUCAGGAAGUAGUGGAUUGGUGCAUGGAGCCCAUUGAAAAAGCUCAGUGUUAAAGUUGUUGAUCUCACCUCCUGAUAUCUGUCAUUUUACAGCAGCUGUAGAUGAAUCAUCACCUGACUUUGUCAUAUGUUACACACCUUUUUAUUAUGUUUUGAAGCCAAACCAUGACUCAGCAUAAUGAUCGAACUAGGUAUGACAUGAGACCUGUGCACACUAGGUAAGGACACUACUUUCACACAGCUGCUGUGACACACCAGAGCCACUGUCAGGUACAAAAUUCUGGCUUUGUUGAGAACCUGUUGUGUGGUUCAGACUUUGGUUGGUAUAAAGAAACACAUCUUUUUAAGCUGUCGCUGAACAGUUACAAAAAAAUCCAGAUUAUUAGAGUAAAUCUGAAUAAGCCAUCAUACUGUAAUAGCCAGAGUUGAUGAACUUUUUUAAUAACAGUGCUAAAUAAAAUGUCUAAGUGUUGCUAAAAAUGCAUUUUGAACUAAUGAGUAACUUUGUCGCUGUAAGAAAGCAGAGAAUUCCAAAUCAGUGCCCUGUGUCGUGUCUUUCAGUCGUGUGAGUGUGUGUUGCUCCAUGUCGAGUGUUUCUUUUGCACUAGUAUGACAGAACCUGAGCCAACACUCAUUCAUUAAAUAAGAUGUUUAUUUGAAAUGGACGGCAUUAAGCUGCAGCCGCUCCUCAGCCUUCAUGUUCACGUGCCAGCUUACAGACACUUCAUUAAUUGUCUCACUCGGUUGUCCAAACGAACGCUGGCAUCUUUCGUCUCAUUCCAAACAGCCACCUACCCUCACUGCCGUGGCUGUGUCACUUUUUCCAGCCUGAUUGUUUCAUUAGGCCAAGUCAUUUUCCAGCUGGGGUUUGGUGUAAGUGAUUUUGUUUAUAUUUUUGCAGCGUCAGUAGAAAUCAGUGCAAACUAUAAUGUGGAAACCCGCUGAGCUCCAGCUGGAGAGAAUGCAAAAUGUAUUUGUUCAUCUUAACUGUCUCUUCAGUCUGCAAGGUGUCAUUUAUGCGCUCAUACUUACCUAAAAGCAGCACCUCUUAUACAGUAUAUGAGCUGAUUUUGCUCUGCAGUCUGCAAAAUGAUAGAUCUUUAUAAAUGUGCAAGGGGAAUAUAUUUAAGAGCAUAGAUAUAAUUUGUCACUAUUAUGCUUGUUUGCUUAUGCAGUGCAUAUGAAGGCAUCAAUAUUAAUUUCAGUCUGCGAUCAUUCCCACCUGAAAACCUCACAGGAGCUGGAUCUGAAAUCUGAGUGUGUUUUUCUCGGCGUGUACACAGCUGCAGCUCAUUAAUCAUCAUAAUCGUCUGUAAUUAGUUUAUGUAUCAUUACUGGUGUUUCAACAGGCAGAAAAACCUUUAAGAACUUUAAUUUUUCUCAGUGGAGAUUUUCUUUAGUCCGUGUCACUAGAGUGAAGCCAUAAAUUUAAGGACUCAACCUCAGCUGAGAGAGUAUUUAUCAAAUCAGGCGCCUGUCAACACACAUAGCUGCUGAUGUUUAACAGUUUUCAGAUGAAGAUAAAAUCUCAAGAGGUCAAAAACGGCACCAUCUGACAUCCAUAUUUGAAAAAUUCUCUUUUGGUUUCAGUGCGUACCUCCCACAGAUUUUAAACCUCUGAGCGCUGAUGCAGGUUUAGAGAACUGGAGUCCAGUUUAUGAGCUGGGCACUUUUCUGUCUCUUUUUAACUUUCUGAAAUGAACAGACAGGACUUUGGACAGUCCAAAAUAAGGGCUGGUAAAAUUUCAAGUAGGAAACCUGAACAGCAGAUUCCAUGCUGGUCACAGAGUUUAAAUAGUUGUUUAAAUUCCUGACUCUAGUGGUUCACUGAUGUCCCCCCUUUUCAACAGUCAACGUUAAAUUAGAGAAGCUGAAACUGGUAAAAGAAGAAAUGAAUCACUUUUCAGAGCAGCUCAGGUCUUGAUAAAUAAAAUGUCCUUUUUAUACUCCACUAGGGUGUCUUUUCCCAUCUCAGCUGGUGGCUUUAUUUCCCUCCAGCAAUGUGGCUUACAGGCUUUAAUCACCUCACACCACUUGAAGUCAGCUUUCAUCAGAGAGACAAAUAUCCUUUAUUUUGUGAAUUUCUCAAACUUUGUUGAUUUCUGUUUUGCAGAGAUCAAACCUAGCGUCAUAGCUUUUUAUUACUUGUGAUGGUUUUAUCACAUUGGUUCCCACCAGAGCUCUGUUCUCUUACAAACCAUUAACCCAGUGGUGAUUUAUUGCAGCUGACAAGUUUCUUCUCUUGUUUGUAAAUACGUCUGAAUCCUCGGUUGAUUAUUUCCAGGAUUUGGUUCUUUUUUUCUUUUUAUUACUCAUCUUAUUCAAACCCAUUUUAAAAUCUCAUCUCAAAUUCAUCCUGUUCAUUUCCCAUCCCUAAAAAGUUCAGGAUGUUACCUACCAGCCAGUGAGCCGUCGCAUUACCGCUCCUGUUUUCCGUCUCCAUUUGUACAACUUGAGGGAUCUAAAAUACCCUCUUUAUUGAGGAUUUGGCUUCUCCUUUGCUGUUAUGAAAUCCUUAAGGAAAAAAGCAUGUAACAUUGCGGAUGGCACAUUAUGUCUAUCCAUAGCUUAUGCCACUGCAGCUCGGCAAUGUGGUUACAGUCCAGAACCAGCUAAUGAAAUAACUUCAUUAGAGGCCACAUGAAGUGAGCAAAAGAAGCAGAACAUUAGGCCCAGAGGAAGGUCCCUGCUUCUCUUUAGCAGACCUCUAAGGUUUCUAACUAUGUUGCAUAACAGCAUCUGCAUGGUGUUUAAGAUUUCAGGGUGUCUAAUCUUUGGGAAACUCUUACAGAACCUGAGUUAAUCUUCCUUAAGGCCUUGAGUGAUCCUGGAUCCUAGCAUCAUGCACAUACACAUUGAAAUGACUUGUAUCUCAUGCAGUUUUAUAGGCCUGACCUGCAAGGUGCUUAAAUGCUCGAGCUGCAUUGGGAUGUUGUUUUUAGCUUUCACUUUGGGCUUUAAAUAAAACCCACUCCUCUGGUCUGGAUGGCAACUGGCUGUGUUUCCACCCCUCAGAUGGUAAAUCUUGGUGUCAGAAAGGUCGGGUCAGUAGACGGGGUCAACGUCUCCGGGCGACGCUCAGCCUGUUGAAUUUACUCAUCACAUGACCUUAAAUCCAGCCGUUAUGUGGGGGGGACUGGAGGGAACUGCGCUCAGUUAGAAAUCAGUGGUUCCAGGCUGAUACAAAUCUGUGUGGGAAUGCAAUCAGGCGUGGGGACAUUUAAUGGGUACACUGACUGUCUGAGAGCAGGAUCGUUCAGUUCUGAUCAGGUCAGGCAUGAUGACAAGAUCGCCGCACAUUUAUCUUGCUGAUUUCGAGCAAGGAUGACAACCAACUGUUCCUUUGGUGAAUGUUCCUGUUGGCCAAGUGCUGCAUAAUUCAAAUUGAACAAAAGACUUCCUAGUCGACAAUCAGGUUGUAUUUUUUGGCCACUUUUCUUAAGAAGAAAAGAUCAUCUACAACUCCUUUUCUAUAAGAGUUGCGAUGCCUUGUAAGGCCUAUAUUUAAUAAAAAAUAGUGCAAAGUAAACAUAUCAAAUGUUACACAAAUGAAAAAUAUGUGUGUCGUAUAUAUUCUUUGCAACAUGUUUUAAAACAGUUUUUACUGUUUUGUUGAUCACAGAGAAAAAACACAAACUUUCAAGGCCAGGACCAAUUUCAGACUGUUCCCAAACUCUGCCAACUUGAAACCACUCUCCUGUUUUUGCACAUUUCAGAUGGCUGGAUGUAAGCGUAGCCAACCUGACCUGCUCCACAUACUGGGUUGUGUACCUGCAAGUCAUCCAGGAGGCGGUGUGGCCCGGAGGAACCCUCCCUAACGAGCCUCACCCUGAACGCAGCCAGCAGGAGAAGGAUGACACAAGGCAGCAAGCUUUACAGUGUCUGAUGAGACUCCUACCAGGUACAGAAGGAAAACAUCAGUCUCUGACAAACCAAUCUGCUGCCAGGUUUUAUGGUUUUGUUGUAAAUUAGCCCUCAAAUUUUAUUAUCAAGGUACAGUGCUUACUCUGUUUUAUAAUAAUGGGAGAAAGUUACACUCUUUAACCCACUGUUGUAUAACUUUAAUUUUCUUUGUCUUUCUAGAUCUUGUCUCAGAUAUGUUGGGCUCAGACAAAUACAAACUCAGCUGGCAGACUGCGCUGGACUCCCUUCAAGACCCUCACAUAAACAGGUGAAUGCUCUCAGUGCUCUUCAUGGUAGAUUUGGAUUUGUGACUGUCUUUGACUCUUAACCCGCUCCAAUCAGAAAUAAAGCAAAGUCCCCAAACUAGUUCAGGCAGUCAACUAAAGCUGCAGUGAUCCCACACAUGACAAGUGUCACAUGACAAACACACUUUCAGUCUGAUGCUCUAUCCAAGGAAUAUUCCGGGGUAAAAUUAAGUUAGGGUCAAACACAUCGUAAUACUGAUUGAGACACCCCCUUGAGAGAUGAAUGUUGCCGAUCGCUUGCUUCUCUAGUUAUACCAACUUUAGUAACGACUGCAGAUAGCAAUACACAGCGGUCUGAGGAGCCACGUGCUCAACCUCAACGCCACUCUAUAGCCACAAAUAAUGCUCAGAACAGCACUUAACUUCAUCAACAGUACAUAUAGGGUCCUAGCCACAGCACUAGCUACCAAACAUCUUUUUAACUUUGCCUAAUUUCUUUAGCAAAGAGACUAAACACAAUACUCUCUUCCAGUAGCCGCUUGUUUGUACGGCGAGGUGAGUAAGGUGAGUCCAUUGACUGCAGUGGAGUGACGCAGCUCAAGGAAGAACAUUUAUGAUCAUUUCUUCAUGGAAAUGCAAUCAGACCGAGACGCUAAGGCAGAAGAACUACUGUGUGUGUGGUGCAAAAUGGUUACUAUGGUGAUUAUUAGGAAUUAUUAUUAUUAGGAAAUAAUAAAGUAAUGAUCAUAAAUGUUCUUCCUUGAGCUGCGUCACCCCGCAGCAGUCCAUAAUGGACUGGCCCGAGGUCGGGCUACAGACAAGCGGCUGCUGAAGGAGAGUGGGUGAGUUGUGUUUAGUCUCUUUGUUAAAAAAAUUAGGCAAAGCUUAAAAGAUGUUUGGUGGCUACUGCUGUGGCUGGGACCCUAUAUGUAUGUUGAUGAAGUUAGGUGUUUUGGUUGAGGUUUGUUUAUGGCUCCUCUGUGUAUUGCUAUCAUGUGGUCAUUACUAAAGUUGGUAUAACUAGAGAAGUAAGCAGUCUGCAACAUCAUCUCUGUCUAACUCGGUGUUACGGUGUGUUUGACCCUAAAUUAAUUUUAUGCCAGAGUAUCCCUUCAAGGCUGCAAGAUUUCCUUUCUCUGUCUCUGCUGCCUUGCUCAAGUGCUGUCCUCACAUUUUCACCCCAGCAUCCAUCUGCAGGCCUCGACUUGAAGGUGUAAGAUUUUGUCUCAUAACUCUUUGAUUUCUGCGUGUGAAAGUAAAACAAAACCAAUGUGAAAAGUGGCGUAUAAUUUCCUGGCCCUGUUUGGUUAGCAUGCGACAUUUAUGAAUUAGUCCCAAGGUAAUCUAAAACUUCUCUGGUCUUCAGGUUUGGGGAUUUUCUGUCGUCAAUGUUUUCGUUCUCUCAGAACUUGCUUUCAGAAGUCAAACCUGCCAGGAAUUUAGUCACAACUGAAUUCAAAGAUGGAUUCCUGCUGCUUUUUGAUAUUUGUAACCACCCUCCUCUGGCCUAUAUUCUCCUCUCGAAUGCCUUUGACUGCAUGUGUUUUUGCUCAUCACCUCCUUCUCAGAAAAUGCUCCUACAAUGUAGGUCAAAAACCAGGAGGAAUGUGUUUCUGUUGGACAAAGCACCUCUAGCACAAUGAUGUCACCACACCAAAGCUCACUGGUCAUGUCGGCUCUGAAAGUUAAAUAUUACCUGAUGGUCCUGUCAAGUCUGCCUGGAUGUUUUAUCUGUCCAGGUCCACAUGCUGAGCUGUCUUUUUUUAAACCAGCAGGUGUAUCGAAUCAAACGGUCAGGGUUUGUUCGUGCUCAGAUGCACUCAGGCAUGAAAAGCGGCUCACCUGGAUUCAUACAGUGUGGGCUAAUUUCUUUACCAAACAAGGUCAAAGUAAACAACAUCCUGAAGGUUCACAGAUGCAGAAAAGAACUCUCAUUGGAAGAAGUCUGCUUCUCGCAAUGUAGAGUUCAGACGUCAGAAACAGAGUUACAGACAGAAAUGAGGAAAACUUGACACGGAAAAUUCAAAAAACUUGACUUGAGUUAAGACAUUUAUUUUUUUUUUUGUACUUGGAGGGAGAGUUUAAAAUUUUCAAUUUCCUCCACACCAUUCACCGCUUUGGUCUCUUUUUUUACACACCCUUUUGGUCUAUAUGACUGAAAGGUACAUAAUGCAGUGUUUUUCUUUAGUUCUCUUAACUAAUUUUAGAUUCCUAUUUUAGUAUUAUUUUAUGUGACUGUGAUCACAUAUACGGCUCCUAAAAUUGGCACUGUGUUGUAGAGCUGAACGACUAUUAUUCAGCUAUUGCAGUGCCUGUGGAGUAGUCACAUCAGGACAUGCAGUGUCAGUCAUAUGACCUGAAAUACAUCAUGCUAAAAACACGUCCUUGUAUUCAUGAUUGAUCUUAAAAAAGUCAGUUUUCAAUCAUUUUUCUACAACUUUUCUCUCUUUUUUCGCUCAAAUAUGGACUGUUCACCAGACUUUGUAGAGUCUGCUUUCAGCUUCCACACCUGCAGCAGGUGUCCAGUGUAGUCUUUUAAAAAUCAUCUGCAGAAGAAGAAGAAGAAGGAGCAGAUUAUUGUCACGCCUCUAAGUUAUUAUCACAGCAUCACUAGUUUUUUUUAGCCCCACUGUUAGCAGUUCUGCUCCCCUGGCUCAUGAAACCAUCUUUGUUUUUGAAGCCCUGCAGUGUGCACACUCUCUUUUUCUGUUUCUUCAUAUCUGUGACACUUCUACUUGACCCAGCACCUGUCCUCUUUGGCUUUAGAAGUGCAUACUCCUUAAAAUUUUAUCACCUUCUUAAAAAAAACCCUCAAAACUAAGCAAGUCAUUUGAUAUACUUCUAUUUUUUAAAAAUCUCAUUAAACUUGUUUUAAGCUACAUUCACCUUCCAAAUGCAGAUACAGGUUUUAUUCUAAAGCAUCAACAGUAAGAAAUAAAUCUCUUUGCUGGUUCCAGUGGAGUGGAAAAUUUGACCUUUUUAAGUUUCUUUUCACAAGAACAAUGUCCUAAUUUUAGGUUAGUUUUGCUCACCCAACAUGCAGGUUUUUCAUCAGCAACAACACUGUAAAAACUGAAAUCCUAGCAGGCAUUUUUACCUUAUUGAAAAUAUCUUAUUGGCUUUAAUUUGAGCCACACUCACCUGACAAGUCCAGAAAAACGUCUCAUUUUGAGAUAUUACUCACCAAAGUGAAGACCUGAAUAAUGAGAAAGAAAAAGCUGCCAAAGGAAUAAAUGAAAAAUUACUUUUCAAGUUCUUGAAAUGAGACAAAUUUAUUUCACGACUUUGACAAGUAUGACUUAUUCCUUUGGCAGAUUCUCAUUGUGAGUAAUUCAGUGGCUUAAAUCAGAGUUUUUGUAGGGUGUUUUUUUUUUUUUUUGUGGGUGAUCUCCUCAUCUAGUCUAAUGAGCAUAAAAUACUGAUGAAGCUGCUGACUGCUGGUUCUGUGCUCUGACAGACACCUGGUCUACUGCAUAUUUGAUCUCUUACUGGAGUUCCUGGUUCCUGAAAUACCUGAGGAGGACUUCCAGAGAAGCCUUUUACAGACCCUUUCCAAGAACCCUGAGAAGUUGCUGGCAUGAAGGGGACACCCUGUCAUCUGGGAAAUCCUGCGAAUCCAGCUUACUUCAUCCUUACUGAUCAUUCCCACCGAAGGUUUAACGGUAAAAAGAAGGAGGCUGUUGUAAUGUGUCGUGAGAGUGUAAGUGAAUGUUUGAUGUUAGACUCUGUUUUCACUUUGACUCUGUUGUUCAAAGAGUUUAUCUGGAUAGUAACAAUCCGGUUUAGGGGAUUGACUGUUUUUGCUCUCCAAAAUCUGGUAACCUGGUGCACUUUGACCCUGAAUUGGAUUUGAGUCAUGCAAAAUAAUCACCAAAUACAGAUAACUACUGCUCUGAACUGGAUUUAUUUCCCAUGGUAUACUUUGUCCACAGGGAGCGCCAAAGUCAAACAAACCAAAAGAAAUUAACCAAAACGUGCUUCAUAAAAAUGUUUGCAUUUGACGGUAAAUUCAUUUGUUUCAUCUCUAAUGGCGAAAACUUAUUUAUCUUUACAUUUCUCAUUCCUAUUUUAUCAACAAUGUCACCAUGGCGAUCCAGCACUUUGAGAGAUUAUUUGAAUCAGUACAAAAUGAUCAUAAAAAUGUUGUUUUGUUUGACCUACUAGAAAAAGUUCUUGCGCUUAGUUCUGCAGCCCAGCAUGAAUUCACCCCUCUGCUGAGAACAGGUUAAACCCCGUUUUUACACCAAAGAUGUCCCCAAUCAACUCCGAAGGUUUGAACCCAAUUUAGAGGUUAUAUCCUGAUUGAACAAGGAUGGAUCGCCUGAUCUUAUCCAAUUUUUUUUGUAAUUUGAUCCAAUUCAAAAGCCUUAAUCUGAUGAGAUUAUUACCCCCCUGUCUUUUGUUGCUGUACUGAAACUCAAAGCUCUUGAACAUGGUGUCCUGUAAGCACAAACACUCUAACACAGCCUACAUUGGAAGCAGCUUUGAUUACACGAAAGCACCUGGUUCGUGUUAUAUCUCGUCUGACGUGCUCUUCGCAACCAAACAUGUGGCAAAUCCUCGCCUGAUCUCCACUUCCAGCUUCUUCCUGCCUCCUAAACUCCCCGGCUCCCACUAAACUCACUUCAGAUGGUCCUCACACUCUGUCCUCAAUCCACACCUGUUGCUUUACUCUGGAGAAGCAGCGUUUCCCCUUAACUUAAAUCUCAGAAUGCGCUCUUGGGGUUUAGCAUCACUGUUUCUGCUCUCUGCUGAGCCGUCCCUCUGUAUCCCACAGGCCUUAGUAUAGAACCACACAUGUGAGUCUAGCACAAUGUGAGCCAUACUUCCUAAACCUGAGCUGUCCAGAGGGACGGCUCUUAUGUCUCUGGUAGUGAUUUUAACCUACAGAUCCAAACACAGGAAAGUACAUCCUGUAGUGUACUGUGGUGAAGAGCUGUCCAUGAGACAUUUUACUGGCUUCUCAGAAACGUCACAGUUUCUUUAACAGGUCCCUCUGGGAAUUAUCUGUGUAGUUAAUGUCUAUAUUUUAUAGGAAGUUGGCUCCACAAAAGCAGCUAUAUGAAGAAUGAAGGAAGGUUUUGGCUUUGGUCCAUCCUGGGAGAGGUUUUGUUGGUCUCUGUAAAACAGUUUCUGGAGUCUCAGUGUCUUUAAGAUCAAUUAUCUGUGAUAGGCGAAGUAGCAGAGUUAAAUCUUGGGAUAUUGCAGAGAAGCAUUUCUCCUCAUUUAUUUUAAAGAUAAUAACCUACAGCUCGGUUUGCACAGGCUGUCAGUGUGCAGGAAAUCUGCCGAGUUAAGCCGGCACGAGAAGAAGUAUAACAUUGAAGAUAUGAAGUGCUACGAAUGUGCGGAUGUUAAAGGGAGCAUAUAAGCCAUAACUCGCAGUUCCUGUGUGUUUUUGUUGUCAGGCAUAUCCUGCACAGUAUGUUUGUACCAUGUUGUUACUCUCUGCCCUCGAUUAGUUCAAGCAGAAGUCUUAUUCUUGUUUUCACUCAGCUGCUAGCUCAUCUCCCAGUCCCCAUCAGGUGUGUAAGUGUCUCACGAUAUUCAUUUUUAUUAUUCUUGGUUUGGACAGCGCAGCUCCAGCAGUAUUCAGUAAAAGAUCGAACCAGUCGUGUCACUGUUACUGUCAACUUCUCAUUAACAUCUCGUUUAACUCACCUCAGACCUCUGCUGCCCUGCUUUCAGUGAGGUGUGUCAUCCCUGUGUUGCCUCAUUCCCUUUGAACACAAUGUUAAAGAUAUUUCUGCACUUUGAAAAUCUACCUUAGUGUCUUUUGCCUUCGUCCUGGGAACAUAAAAAUCAGAGAUUAUAAUCAGAGAGUUUAAUAGAAGCAGUGAAAUACCACUGUCCUUAAUCUUAAUAUAAUAUAAUAUGAACAUUUAUCUAUCAAAGCUACCAGUCACCUGAAUGUCUCAGAAUAAUGUUUGGCUCAUCUUCAGUUGCACUAGAGGAAAAAUCAUGAUGUCGUCUUGACUAAAUUAGAGUUUCUCAAUUGUUUUUGUGAGAUUUUAAGGCUCAAAAAUGUCACAAAUCCAGUUUUAAAAGGUCAUAAUUUCAACUGAACUACUACCUAUUUUCAGAGUUAAUCUCUUGCACUAAGAAAGCAACUUCAAAAGAACCGUGGAGACCAAAACAUGCAGUAUUCUCCCAUUUUACAUACUUAGAAAAUCAAAUAUGUCGCCAAAUAAAGUUGAUUUUGCAUUUUCUUUUGUGUUUCUGAGAAAUGUUAAAUUCAGAUAUGAAGUAAAGAAUGAAGUCCUGUCUUAAUAUUCAUGUCAUUCCAGUGUUUUGGUAUAAUUGUUGUCUUAAAACGGCCCAGACUCCUUGUGAUUCAACCUAUUUAUUGAUCUAUUUAUUUGAUUAAUUCCCUUGAAGACGGCUUUGAGUGAGCGAGGAGUUUACAGAGAGGCCUGUCCUCUGUCAAAUGAAGUGCUUGAAUCAUGAUUUUGUCUUAACGGUGAUUUGAUGAAGUUUGUUCUGCAGCCUUUCCACUCAUCUCCAGCUCUCUGUGUCAGACUGAGCUUUAAUGGUUAAAGUAUUUGUUGUGAAGAAGUUGUAAGGUUUAUAUUUGAUUGUUUGCUGUCUGUUAGUGCCACUGUUACACCAAAUAUUAGCACUUAAUAUCAUUAGAAACAGAUCUUGUCCAUGUUAUGGUGUGUUUGUCACCUCAUUAAGGUACUUCUUUAUUAUUUAUGACUUAAAACUUUCUGGUUGUUACACAAACUCACUUCAUUUCAUUAACACAUGAUGUAUCCUACCAUCCAUACAGGUUUAAAGGCCGACUUUGAGCCCACAAGUACCAGCCAAUCACAGGGCAACAGAGGGUUAAAUACUUAUCGUCUGUAUAAUAGGAUGAAUCCCCACAGCACUUAGUUGAUCAAUCUGGUAUCACUUUAAAACUCAUGCAUUUAUGUAAACUGCUUUUAUUCCUACUAAUAUAAUCCUCCAAAUAUUUGUGUUCCUAAAAACUCCUGAAAACUACAAAACAACUUCAAUCAUUUUGAAAUGAAGGACACAUUAUCCUGUCAAACUUUUAUUCGUAUUAAUUUCUUCACUAAUUUAUACAAAUAGCUUGAAAUACAAACCUGUGUUCCUCAUGGCUACUUUUAAUUUUAGAGUUGAAGUUCUUUAUUGAUUCAGAACUAUUAUAAUCCUGGACAGAUGUUGUCUAAUUACUUAAAGGUCUCAGAGGGAAACAAGCCGUAUUUCUGCAUAAGUGUGUGAUUUAACGGGAUCUCUUGAAAACUGACCCACCAUCUCUCUAUAUCACAGCAUACAGUAUAUUGAUAAACAUGGUCAUGGUAUUUUUAAACAUUUUUGUUCUCAUCAAAACCUUCAUGCGUCAAUAACCAGAAAGUUUGAGCACAAAACGUCUCCAUAGACUAGUUAAAGGAUCUGGUAAAAGUAAAUCAUAUUUCUUUUCUUUUCUUUUCCUUUCAGAUGGAAAUGUUUGUAACAGUGGCAUCAGUAUACAACUGUACAUAUUUAUUUAACAUAUUUCAAUAUGUCACGUGGUUCAUGUAAAUACAGCACUGUGCUUUUUGUCUUAUAACUUCUCUAAAGUUGUAAUUGUAGCAGCAAAUGUUUCCUAGAGAGUAAAAGUAGACACUGAAACCUUAUCUCUUGUACAAACGUUCAUAUAUGAAACUGAAUCCUGUUUUCUGUCUUCUUUGCACUCUUCUUUUACUUUCCCAGUUUUGUUUCCUCUCAGCUCACGUGUCAGCUGUUUUUCUGGUAAACAUGUAAAACUGUGUUGUGCAUGUAAGCCUGUGAAUCUGUCUUUUACAAACCUUCGCUGGUCGUUCCUGUGCAUAUUUACACUGAAGAAAACAAUAAAGUUACAAAACAUGAGUUAUUAAAUCUCUUA
Molecule: messenger RNA, 46658 nt
Organism: Xyrichtys novacula (pearly razorfish)
Lineage: Eukaryota; Metazoa; Chordata; Actinopteri; Labriformes; Labridae
Source: the annotation of a GenBank genome assembly